AACAGUGCAGUCAGAACUGGUACGCAGUCCUCACGGUACUGGAGCAGUCUUUAUUAGAGCUCAAACGGCGCAUUAUUGUGAUCGCUACAGUUUAUCUAAGAUCCGACAACGCCGGCUGCUACCACUGUGCACCAUUAUUGUUGUCGUUGCCGUCUUUAGGAAAAAGAGUCGGCGUGAAUAUUAGUAGGUAUGACUUUUCUGAAGCUCAAUCGGGAAAGGACCUUUGCGAUAGGAAGAUCGCACCAAUGAAAAGUCAUCUGCAUCGGUAUAUAAACCAGGGACAUGAUGUGGUAUCUGCUCAACAGAUGUGGGAGGGUCUGAAUUCAGGUGGUGGUGUGCGCGGCUGUUACGCUGCCGUAUUACAUCUUGAUGAAGACUCAAUGGUUGAUCGGAUAAAAUGGGCAGGUAUCACCAAGUACAACGAUUUUGCCUUCGAAAGAGACAGUCUGACAGUUUGGAACUGUUACAAAAUUGGUGAUGGCAAAAAAUUCCUUUACAAGAACUUGGUCAAAGAUUGUACUGAGCUUCAAGGCGAUACGAAUGCACAAGUCGGGAAUUACUCUACUCCCAAAUCAAGCACAGGACUCGUGGCUUCAAAAACUGACCAAUCUGUUGAGAUUAGUUGCAUUGAGUCUGCCUGUAUCAAGACUUUCAAAACCCAGGAUGAGCUCACACACCAUAUUUCACAUGGAAAACAUGUUUACCGCCCCGAAAAGGAAACUGUGCUUGACAAAGUGAAAAGAAAAUGGGUAUCAAAAUUUACCGAAGCUAGGGAGGAUAGUGCUCUCUCAGUGCCAGGUACAGCUACUGCGUCACUCGUCAGUACGAGUGAGGGCACAGACAUAGAACUGAAUGCAGGGUGGGCCAUCAAAGAGGCAAGAGCCCAUAAAAGAUUUAGCGAUGAGGUGAAAGAUUUUCUUUUAGAGUGCUUUAUGAAAGGGGUGCAAACAGGAAAGAAGGAGAAUCCAAACAACGUUUGUAAGGUGAUGAAGAAAAGGUUUGAGAAAGAAGAUUGGUUAACGAGCAAGCAGAUCGCAAGUUACUUUUCCAGAUUAGCUGCAAUGCAGAAAUCUGGAAAACCGCUUCUGAGAGCUACAACACCUGAAUCUGAAAAUGUUGACAUUGAUGAGGAAGUUGCCAUAGAGGUAACUAACAGGAGAAAAUUACGAUCCCGGAUUAUGAAGGAAUGCGUGCUCUGAACUUUGCUUCCAUAUCCGUAGCUUUCAACCACGUGCUUCUUAGUAUACUUUCUCCAAAAUUUACACCUCUGUUUAUCCAGACAAAUCAUCAUAACAUUCAUAAUUCAUGGCCAGUCUAAACCAUGAAUCUCAUGACUAUUACUAUUACUGCUGAAAUAUAAAAAAUAAAUUAUGACCGACUGCGUUAUUCUGCCAAAAUAAUUUGUCAGGACUGUUUUGCCAAAAUGACUGUCGUGCUACUAUAUUCCAUUGCCGAAAUUCAUCGAUGCCAAAAUUCAUCGUAUAUAUCAAAAUUUCGAGACGAUUUCAUGCUUUGUGUCUAGUAAAAGGAGUGAGGUGGCAAAAAUUUUAUGGUUGUGAUUUAUAGGGCUAGUCUUCCUCUACAUAAGCCCCCAUCCCCCAUGGACCCAUAACCUGCAGCAAGAGCUACAUCUCAGGGCAAAGUUAGGGUAUAUUUUGGGUGGUGCCAGAUACCCUAACUUUAUAGGACUAGUGUAGCCGCUAGCGGCCAGAGGUGGAACUUUCAACAUGUGGUCGUGAAAAACGAAGACCACCCCUAAUAUACACAAUAUACAGAACAUCCAUCAAACAUCCCAUUAACACACAGUAAAUAUUCAACAAAUGACUUAUUUUUUAGCCAAAAUGGCCAAAAAUAGAGAAAAAAAUCGAUUUUUCCACAUAUCUCAAAAACCAUUGAUAGGGGAGCCAAACCCAUUUGGCCAUGGAAUGUGCCCACAUGGGUGACCAAAACCUCUGAAUAAGAACAAAAUCCGUUAAUCUGCUUUUUGCAGAUUUUGCAUGGUUUUCUCAUGGACUGACAGUUAAAAAAAUGGAUGCUAAUAUAAACAAAUAUAUCUUGUAUAUAUUUGUAUAUAUUUGUUUUGCCCACAAAAGAUAUUUACAAAGAAUUUAGAAUAUUUACAAUAAUAUAUGUGGGGGCUAGGGACCUUUGGAAAUCCUGUUGGACUUUUGGAUAAGGCUCCUAGUUUUGAAAAGUCAAUUACAAGUAACAACUACUAAAAAUGUUGACAAGUCAGGCAGUAUAUAUUACGAUUAUUUACAUAAAAAAUAGUUAAAAGAAUAAGGAGAUAAAAGUUGACUUUAUUUUAAGUAUUUGCAUAAGCAGAUAGUAAGUAAUAGGAUUUUUUUUUCUUAAAUGAGAAAUACGAUUUCAUAUUUUUGAUAUUUUCAUUGAGACCAUUCCAUAUAGAGACCCCUUUGUUAGACACAGUAUAUUUGCGAUAAUUAGUUCUUUGAAAGUUCACGUGUAACUUGGUGGAAUUACGUGUAUUCUAAUUGUGUAACUCACUAUUUUGUUUAAAAUAAUCACAAUAAAAAUCCGGCAAAUUAUUUUGAUAAUAAAAGAAUCGAUACAUAAAUAUACUACAUAGAUAAUCAUUAAUUUUGUAGACAUUCAAGAUUUUCAAGUCCAAAAAUAAUGGUUUAGAAUGAUUCGAAUAAGAUUUAAAACAAAUUAAUCGAACAACAGAGAUGUGAACCCUAAGUAACAAAAAUGCGGGUGAUCAGGGGCGUAGGAAGCUUAGAAAAGUUGGGGGGGGGGCAGGCUUUGAGGGGCGCUUUCUCAAAAAAAAGGGCAUCUCAAAAAAAAUUUUUGGCGACCUCCACACACCCCCCCCCCCCCGUCGCCAAAAAAAUUUCGGUCAGUGUACCAUUUUAGGGGUAAAAAAUUUUUCCGGACAUACCAUAUUUUUCCUUAAAUACUAAAAACUUUUUCCGGAAAAACAAAUAUAUGAUAUUUUUAUCGGAAACUAAAACAUUUUUCGGGAAAAAACCUACAUUACAGUUUUCAAAAGUUUCGUUUGGACAAAAACUGCGUUAAGUCUAGUUGAAGUAGAAGUAGAUGUGCGCAUGCAUACACUCUACCGACCAAAAACAGAACAACGAAUCAAGAAUCAGAAGACAGAAUCACAGAAUGCGGGUGAAUUGCUAUAAAAUUUGCUAAUGCGGGUGAUUUUAUGUGCCAAUUUUUCCGCGUGUGAUGAUUCCAAAAUGCGGGUGUCACCCAUUCAAUGCGGGUGAGUUCACAUAUCUGGAACAAUUUUCUUUUGUACAUUCACUAUUUUUUGCAAUCUUGUGGGAUAUGUAUUUCCCCAAACAAGAUUCCCGUAUGUGAGGUAUGGAUAAGCUAAUGCAUAGUAAAUCAGUUUUAAAGUGUUUCUAUUUGUAUAAUGUCUUAGUUUAGCAAUCAGACCUGUACAUUUAAUAAUAGUUUUCAGAACUGAGCUGAUGUGGUUCUUCCAUGUCAACUCUUUGUCAAAUAUAACUCCUAGAAACUUUACAAACGUCACUUGCUUAACCAAAUCAUUAUUUAUUUUGAUUGUAUUAUCUGUGUUCAGUAAAGACUUAUUUUUUUAUUUAAAAAUUACAAAUUUUGUCUUAGAAGCGUUGAUUGAUAAUUUAUUGGCAUUGAGCCAAUUCAUAACCUUAUUCAUUUAAUUUUGUAUUGUGUUAUACAAAGUUUUCAAGCACGAAUUUGAAUAGAAAGCAUUCAUAUCAUCUGCCUAUAAUACGAACGAAAGUAUAUCCCUACAACUUUCGAUGUCGUUGAUGUAUAAAAGAAAUGGCAAUGAAUGGGCCAAGAAUUAAACCCUGAGGAACUCCUGUAGUAACAUUAAUUUCAGUUGACCUAUGUUGUUUAUAUUUUACAAUUCGAGUUCUUUCCUGCAAAUAAUCUUUAAACCACUGAAGACAAAUUCCUCUUAUUCCAUAAUGUUGAAGCUUUUUAAAAAGAAUUUCAAAGUUGACUGUAUCGAAAGCUUUAGAAAGGUCAAGGAAAAUACCCAUUGUGUAUUUGCCUUCAUCCAUUGAAAGGAUUCAUUGAAUUGUGCUGAAAUGUUACAGUCCAUUUUCAUUAGAUUACUCCCGUAACUGUGAUCUCUUUAAGACUGCAAUAAUACAAACCUGAAUCCUGCUUUCUUUAUCCGGAGUAUACCCUCCCAAAAUUGAAGAUAAAGCAACAACGGAGGUCAUUCUGCAGUUGGCAAGUGUGCCAAAGAAAAGUGGAAUCCACCACCACUUAAAAAUUCAAAUUGUAGCAGAUGCGAUGCUAGUUGGAUGUCAGCCGAAUCAGUUCCUAGAAAGUGGAAAACUCUGUAAUAUAUUCUUCUGAAGUGAUCUUUAUCUGAUCAUAUUUAAUAUUUUGUUUGUUUACUUCAUAUACAAAACAUCAGCUUAUAGACCUCUCUGGAAAAUGGUGGACAUGCAGUUUCUUUUCCCCCGAAAAUAAUUUCCACUAAAAUAAUUACUGUGCAUGCUACUUUAUGAGAUAUAAAAUUAGAAAUAAGACAAAGCAUUGUUAGUCAUUUUCCAAAUAGGUCUAUUAUGUAUCUGAAAACGUUCUACCCACAAACGGUAUUUUAUUCAGUGUUAAAACUCAUGUUAGCAAGAUUUCCUGUUUAAUAUCUAAAAGGUUGGAUGUCAACGAGCAUAUAAACAAUAUGUUCUCUUACAGGCUGGACUUUUUUGAAAAACUUGUUAUUUGUAGAGACUGAAGUUUUCUUUACCUACAAAAGUCUCUUCAAUCGAAAUUCAAGCUAGCUUUGAGGAAGCCUAUUGGCAAAUUGAUUCUUUAAUUGAAGAUCCCGAAAAAAAGAACUAGCCAACUCAACAUUACGCUCAGCACCAUUACGCUCAACACUAAAACCACCCAAGGCUCUAAUUAAAGCCCUGUGUCGCUUGAAGAAGCAAUACAAUACAAUACAAAUUUAUUUAGAACCUCCCCUCACGGCUUUUCAGGUCUAAUUACAAGUUUAUAAGUUACAAUUUACAAGUAAUGAGUUUAUAAAUUACAAUAUUUAGUAUAGAUAUAAAAUUGAGUGUCUAAAUACAGAAUUUAAAAAGUUAUGUAUUAGUUGUUAGAAUUAGGCAUUAAGGAGCCAGGUUUUAAUGACUGUUUAAAAGUGUUCAAUGAAGUACUCUCUCUAACAUUGUUUGGUAAACUAUUCCACAAUUUAAUAGCUCUGUAUCCAAAUGAACGUUGGGCAAAGCUUGUUCUACAUUUUGGGAUAUCAAGAUUGUGGCUAUUACGAGUGCUACGAUUGUUUACAAAAUUUAUUUACAUUAUUUACAAAAUUUUUUAAAUACAAUGGUACACUACCGUUAAUAAUUUUAUAUACCAUUUGAGCAUCUCGAUAAGUUAACAUGUCCUGGACUGAUAACCAUCCAAGGUCUUUAAUUGUGGAUGAAAUAUGGUCAAAUUUCCUCUUGCCAGAAACUAUUCUAGCAGCAAAAUUUUGAACCAGUUGUAAUUUCCUUAUAUUCUCUUUAAAGGUACCUGCCCAAACAGUCGAGCAAUAAUACAAUUUACUAAACACAAGAGAAUUGAUUAUAGAUAUCAGAGUUUUCUUAUCGAAUAAGUGUUGAACUCGGCUGAUCUGACACAAUGAUCCCAUAAGUUUAGAUGUAAGAUUCUGGGUAUGAUCGGUAAAGGAAAGACAUUUGCCAUUAUUAUUCCAAGAUCUUUUGCACAGCAAACUGGCGUUAAUUCCUCACCAAGGAAUUGUAAUGGUGGUAGAUUAAUCUUGGCCAGAGCUUGCUUGGUUCCAAACAAAAGAAAUUUGGUUUUCCCUGGGUUUAUUAACAAGGAAUUUGAACAACACCAGGCAGCAACUUGUCUUAAAUCUGCAUUCAAUUUAUUCAUACUCUCAGCAAUAUCACUGAUUGAGAAUGAUAAGAAAAGUUUUGAGUCGUCCACAAACGAUUUGAUCUUACAGUCCUUACACAUGCUGCUAAUUUAAUUAACAUACAAGUUAAAUAGUAGUGGACCCAAGAUUGAUCCUUGCUGUACGUUGAACACGCUGUAUAUCAGAUAAAUGCUGUCCCACUCUAACAGAUUGAACUCGCUCGCUAAGAUAACUUCGAAACCAAGCAGUAGCUGACGCGCUUGUUCCAAACUUUUGAAGUUUUUCCAACAGGAUAUCAUGACUUAUACUGUGGAACGCCUUGCUUAGAUCCAGUAAUAUCACAGCUGUAAGAUUCUUUCUAUCUAUAGACUGAUAUAUACACUCCGUUAGAAACAGCUGCAAAGUUUCAGUGGAAUGGUCUUUAUGGUUACCACUCUGGUGUUUAUUUAACUUAUUAGUUUCAAUCAAAUAAUCAGUAAAUUGUUCCAAUGCAACACGUUCAGUGACCUUUGACAGUACGGGUAGCAAUGAGAUAGGUCAAUUAUUCACUGCAAUUUCAUGAUCCCCCUCUUUAUGUGGUGGUAUAACCUCUGCUUUUUCCCACUGAAAGGGAAAAACCUCUUGACUAAAGCUGGCAUUAACAAGGCCUGUUAGGGUUGAUAAAAUAUGUUGGUAACAAUCCUUAAGAACAUUAAUAGAAAUUUUAUCAUAACCUGGUGCUUUAUUGGAUGGCAUAUUCUUUAUCACUUGUUCAAUUUUGGUGUAAGAUACUUGGUUGAAAAAAAAACUGAUCAGAUAAAGGAUAUCUUGGGUUCGGUUCUGCAGACGCCGAUAGCUCCAUAAUUAAGUCGUACUCGAUCGCCAGUCUUUUUGCAGAUUCUGCUGUCUUUUCUCCUACUGAUAUGAAAUAGUUGUUAAAUUGUUCACACAACUCAGAAGUGGGUUUUGUGUAGCAUGGCUGAUCAUUUAUCUUUCUAGGAAUACAACUACGAAUGAUUUUCCAAAUACAUCGUGGUGCGUUUUGAUUUAAUAGGAUUUGUUCAGGAUUUGUUCGUGAACAUAAAGUUUUUCAGAAUUUUGUAAUUUGUUCUUAACCUUGAUCUUAUAUGCUUUAAAUACUAGCCAGUCCCUAGUUUGUGAGGUUUGGUGAGCUAUCUUAUGUGAUAAAUCCCUCUCUUUGAUCAAUGAUCUGAUUUCAGGCGUAAUAAAUGGUAAACGUUUUGUUUUCAUUUUAAUGUUCUUUAUGGGAGCAUGCUUAUCCAAUACACUAAGGAGCAGGUCAUUAAAUGUAUCAAUCCUAUCGUACACGUCAUCCAGUAUCUCUACCGUAUCCCAGGGGACAUCCGCGAUAUCUUUUGCAAACUCACUGGCUUUAUAAUCCUUAUAGCUUCGCACGUUGCUAAUGGUGGGGCUAGUUUUUGGUGUUUUCAAAUUUAGUUUAGCCAUAAUAACAUAAUGAUCACUAAUGGUCGACAUCACCACCCCACUUUCCAUAACAAUACCAGGGUUAGGGACUAGAAUCACAUCAAUUAGAGAUUGAGAUGAUGCUGUUACUCUUGUUGGCUCCGUAAUGAGUUGGGUCAGAUUCAUUGUUAUACAAAACGUCAUGAGUACUUGAGUAUCAGGACUCUCAUUAUUUAUUAAAUUACAAUUCAGAUCACCGCAAAUGACAAUGUCCUUAUUGUAGCAUAAAGCCUUAGUAUACAUUGGCAUGAAAUACUGCUCCAAGCAGACUGUUGGGCAGCUUGGAGGUUUAUAUGCCACACAUAUUAAUAUAGAUCUCAAUUUGCGGUUUUAGACUUUAAUCCAAAGCUGUUGAAAACCUGUAUCAGAUGUUGCAGUCAAUUCCCUAAUGGCAUGGGUCUUAAGACUAGUAUGAACAUAAGCACACACGCCCCCGCCAGAUUUCCUUAAACGAUCGUGUCUUAUGAGAUUAUAGCCUUCUAUUUGAACUUCGGCAUUUGAUACAUUAGAAUUCAGCCAGCUUUCUGAUACAGCAAAAAUCUUAUAUUGGUUAUCCAAAAUAAGUUGUUUAACUUGAAUCCGCUACAAAUUUGAGGUCCAGGAUUUGAUGAAACGUCUACACACACUGUUAGGUCCGUCUUAAAAGGCUUCGUACUAAGCACCAAACUUAUGGGUCCAUGUUUCGUUUGUUUAGCAACAGCAAAUGGGAUUUUAAAUUUUGACUCGAGCAUAACUCAUUGUAUAUUAACACGAUAUCCAAAAGCAAAUUCACUAUAGACUCCUGAGAUUGUACCAUCCUUAGCUAAUCCAUCGACAUUCACAAAGAUAACAGUCUUAACUUUAAUAUUUGUUGAACCGAAGAGAGAAAAAACAUUAAAUAAGAUAAAUAUCAAGUAAAAUAUAUUCACACACAUCUUGAUGCUGGUGCCGAAAGGAGGGCAACAAAACUGAAUAGAAGUGGGAUGACAUUGUUAUUACUAAGCCUGAUAAAGGUUGCGGGGUUGUAGUCAUGGACAAAUCCGAGUAUAUCCGUCUUUUAAGUGCAGCGUCAAUUGACAGCACUUCAAAAUUUUAAUAUGUCGAUAAGCAACGACCCAAGCAACGUGGACGUCUGCCCAAGCAUUUCCACCCACUCCCUCAGAAAGAGAAGCAAUUGCUUUCAAUCUUACAUCAGAUUCUCCCUGAAGAUGUUGCCGAAGCCCUCUCCCCGAAAGGUUCCAGGCUUGCCCAUCUCUAUGGCAUUCCUAAAAUGCAUAAAGCUACACUAUCCAUGAGACCAAUUUUAUUAGCAAACGGAUCUUAUAGCUAUAAACUUGCCAAAUGGCUUGAUGAGAGGUUGAAACUGCUUGCUACAAAUGCCUAUACCAUCGCCGACAUGUUAAGUUUUGCUGAUGAAAUUUGUCAUUUACAUGUGAACGAAGAUGAUGUACUGGUGUCUUAUGAUGUCCCAGCACUCUUUACCAACGUGCCUUUAAAAGAGACGAUUGACAUCUUGGUCAAGAAAGCUUUCAGCAAUGAUUGGUUUAAUCUGACACACCAUCUUAAUAUGACAAGAAACGAACUUAGACAACUUCUUGAAGUAGCUACAACCAACCAUCUUUUUCAGUUUAAUGAUGAUUUGUAUGAGCAGACUGAUGGAGUUGCUAUGGGAUCCCCUUGGGCCCCCUAAUGGCUAAUGUUUUUAUGUGUCAUCUUGAAGAAAAGCUAGAAUGUGAUGGCAAGAUUCCAUCUUUGUACAGGAGAUUUGUUGAUGAUGCCUUAUCCAAAAUGCCUAGUAUCGAGGCUGCUUCCAAUUUUCUUACUACCCUGAAUGCCCUAUAUCCUAGCAUUGUAUUCACCAUGGAAGUACAGACCGAUGGCAGAAUUCCAUUUAUUGGUAUGGAUAUAAUCAAGGUAGGAACAAUUCAAACGCAAGUCUACUGAACACCCACUAAUACUGGAUUACUCCUUCAUUUUCAGAGCCAUACGCCAUAAACACUCUUUGUUGAAAACAAUGGUAUAUCGUGCUCACAUCAUUUCAUCUACUAUUGAAGUCUUUAAUGAGGAAUGUGGCCGGUUGCAUUCAAUAUUUUGUCGGCUCGACUAUCCCAUCGGAGUCAUUAAUUCGACCAUACAAAGUGUUGCAAGCUGUCAACAAACACAGUAAAUUUAAAUCAAGUCAAUGAGACUGCUACAAUCAGAAUUAAUCUUCCAUAUAAAGAGCAGAGAGCAGCAGAUACAGUAUGGAAGAAAAUGCAUGAUCUCAGCAAUAAGAUUGGUCUUUCCAACUUGCACCUAGUUUGAAUACCCAGAGCAACUCAAUUAGAGCAAAACUCUUUGUUUGACUUUGAAUUUAAUUAAUGACAUUGUUCUAAUUUAGUAUAUAUAGAACUCUUAAUUCUUAUUUUAUUUACUUGAUAAUGACGUGUGUUAACGUCGAAACGUUGUCGGUUUUUAAAAAACUUUUUAUUACAUUCUGAAAUGAUUUUCAGAAACAUUUUAGUGCAACAUUUUAUUGUGAAAUCUACAACGAAAUCAUUACUUAAUUAAAAUAUACCUCUUUUAAUCUUCUCCAUGUCAUAGUUAUAUUGUCCAAGUGAAACUAUACCAGUGAGUUGGUGAUGUCCUGCCUUUACUGUUGUUUGCAAAUCUUCCUAUACAAGUCAGGAAUAUACAGUUAAUGGACAAUACAGAGGUUUUUUAUUUUUAGUAAUCUGUCAUAAUCAGCUAUUCCGUUGAUGCCCUCUUGCCGAUCUUUAUUAAUGACGAACUCGUCAAUUACUUACUUGUAUUUUCAUUUCGUCUAUUAUAAAACCAUCCCAGUAGUCUUGUGGUUUACCGCCAUUUGCAAUUGAGCGUGCACCGUGCAUUUUUUUCGAGUUGUUUUAGCAUGAAAUUAACAUGUAACUAUGGGCGGAGCUUCAUGUUACUAAGGCGGCUUACGGCGGUUUAUUUAAAAAUUGCGCGCUUUUUUACAGCUUGUAGUUAUGUAAAAUGGCGCUUGGCCCUGUUGUAAUGAAAUGACGAAAUUUAUAAGUAAUAAAUAUGGAAGGACUUUCGAAUCAGGAAAAGCGCUUUCGCCAGAUUUCCGUAGACUUAUAAUAGAUAAAAUAGUAGAGAGCGGUGGAGACCGAAUAACACAAAAUAUUCCAUGUGGCUACGCAUAUAUAGCACGAUAUUUCAAACUAGCGCCAAACACAGUUAAGAAAAUCUGGAGACGGUUCUGCAACGAAUACACAGAGGAACGAUUGCCGGUUUCUGGGGGACGACGUUCAAUACUGUCCCAAGAAGAUUUAGAAUAAAAUUUCUUAAGCUCGCUAGAGGAUCAUUCAGCUUGUCAGAAAUUUGGGGUGUUUUGGUAGAUGAAAUUGGAUGUGUACAAAACGUUUCUAUAUCUACAAUAAGCCGUGCGAUUCGUACAAGAUUACCAUCCGGUCGUAAAUUCACAAGAAAAAUAAUAACUCAUAUUGCUUCUGAACGAUUCACAAACAACAACAUUUUAUAUACGCAACUCUUCAUAGAUUACAUGCAUGCCCAAGAUCCGAACCACGUAAAGUUUUUCAAUGAAUCUGGGAUCAAGCUUUCAGAUUGUACAAGACGUUAUGGGCACUCACCUGUCGGUGAAAGAUGCGUGGAGAUCUGCAAGAAAACACCAUCACCGAGUUUUACGCUAAGUGCGCUGUGCUCACUCAGCGGAAUUGAGUAUGCGAAAGUUAUCAAUGGCGCGUCAAACACAGUCGAGUUAUUGCAAUUUUUUGAAGAGGCCGGCCAAUCAGUUAACGCAACAACUGGUUUACCCAGCCUUGCAGUUGGUGAUAUAAUUGUGAUGGAUAAUCUUUCAUCGCAUCACUACGAAGGAGGUGCUGCACUUGAGGAAUGGCUUGGCAAAAUGGGUAUAGAGUUAAUUUAUACACCGACCUACUCGCCAGACCUAAACCCUAUUGAAGAAUCCUUUUAGAAAAUAAAGAGCGUGCUUACUAGCGAAUAUGCCAAUAAUAAUGUUUACAGCAUCAAAGCUUCAGUGAUUGCUGCGACUACGAAAGUCACCGCUUUAGACAUGAUAGGCUACUAUCGCCAUACAGGAUAUUUUCGGCUAUAACAAUUUAUACAUUGGCAUUGCCAUUGGACAACGUCAACGGCCAAUGUUGACAUCAUAGUUGACAUGUCUUUUAUUGUUUUAUUUAAUCAAACGAACAAGUUUUGAACGGCAUAUAGUAUCAUGUUUAGGCCGAGGGAAUUAAAGUCAUAGAAUACCGUCCUCCGCCCGCAUGUCCAAAAUGCUGCCGCAAAAAAAUCAUUAUUUCAAAAAAUUUCGUUGUUUCAACAAUGAUGUACACUUUAAACUAUAAUUCAUCGCAGAAGUCAUGUAUUAAGAGUAAAGUCUACUUGUACAGCAAACUUUCACUUCGCAGGCAUUCGCUGCCUAGUUUUAAAGAUUGCUGGCAUAUUACUGAACAGGUUUAUUGACGUUCAACCAAUUUUCACACACAUUUCUAAAAAUAACGAAUAAUGAAAAAAAGACUCAUCUUGAAAAAAGACUCAUCUAUUUUUGAAAUUAUAAGGACGGUAUUCUAUGACUUUAAUUCCUUCGGCCUUACAUGUCAUGUCAAAACAUGAAGGCGCGGUCAUAAUUCUGUCGACGGCGCCAUAAUAUUUCAGAAACAACUAGUCACUACACGGCUUUGUAUAAACAGCACUUUUCAUAAUAGGAUAUUGUCUUAUUGAUUUGAGCAAUAAACUAUAAAAGCCUGUCAUCAAACAUCACCUGAACUGAAGCGUAAACAAAUAUAUUAUAAUAUUAAUAUUGCUGUAAAACUAAAUAUAGUCAGCACAUGCAUUUCACAACUUGAUUAUUAUAUUGUUUGUAAAAAGUUGUUAUACUUUACAGUAUAUAACAAUAUAUUACUGAUGUUUACAUAUGAGCUCAAGUUAACCACAGUUUAUAUAAUUCUCAUUUCUAUUAUUGCUCAACUCACGUUUUUAAACAUCAGUGGACAGUGACGUUGAAUGGUUUUCACGAGUCAAAUAAGUGCAUGUACUAAAAUUUGGCUUGCAUGCCUCAAGCAGUCGAGGGUCAACCAUUAGAUUUUGCAUGCAAGCAUUCAUAUGCAAGCAUUCAUAUGCAAACAUUCAUAUGCAAACAUAUCAGCGGCACAUAUUGGCAGUAGGCAGAUUUUUAAUACUGCCGGAUAAACAAUACCAUUUUCAUGUAUUUGGGCAUAAACAUGUUCAAUUCCGCGAUAUACUGUACAGUGUGUAUAAAAAAAGUGAACCCGGCUUUCAAAUUCAAAUUAUAGCUAUAAGUAUAACGUUUGUAGUAAUUUGACAGCUCUAGUUGCUUUGAAUUAAUGGUUUGGUAAGAACACAAGGUCUACAACUCAUGCCUCAUGGGACAAAACUCAAAGAAAUAAAAAUUAGAAAAUUUAAGAGUUUUUCCCCAUGAGUACAAGACCUUGUGUUCUUACCCAACCAUUAAUUCAAAGCAAUUAGAGCUGUCAAACACUACAAUGCGUUAUAGCUAAUUUGAAUUUGAAGGGUUCACUUUUUUUUGAGACACUGUAUAACGAUUAUUACUGUAACGAGUACUAUUUUAGGAAAUGCGACCAAACCUUACAGUAAAUAUAACUAAUAUUGUUCUGUUUAUAAAUCAAUUAUAACAAUCUCUAUAUACUAUAAUAUGGCUACUUUAUAAUACAGGGUGAGUAAAAAAUACUGAUACCUUUGAUAUUCAAAUUAUAACAAAGGUAUCAGUUUUUUUUACUCACCCUGUAUGCGGCUAUACCUAUGGCUUUGGUUUUAACAACAGUUCAUGCAAAAUUAAUUAACACAAUAUCAACGCAAGUAUUGUCAUAAAUAUCAAAGACAAAGAAACUGAUUAACAAUAACGAUAUAUAUGACAUUGUACCUUCAGUUCUGAAUGUUUCACAGCCUCUGUUUUCUAGCUGUUUAAUAAAGACAUGAGUACGUUUGCUGCAUCAUUCUCGUCUGUCUGUUCAUUCCGCUGUUCGCUUGGUUCGAUUCUCACAUCUACAUCGUUGACACAAAAUGUUUCCGAGCUUGUGUCUUUUGUGCUUGUGUGUCGUGUUUGAUCAACAGCUGGGAUGGCGUGUCGCAUAUUUUCAUCGACUGUCGCAUGGCCAUAGUGAUUCAUAGACACAGGUUGAAAUGAACUCGCUUUCAAUGCGAUUUCUAACUGGGCAUUCUCUUCUUCUUCAGUGCAUGGUUCACAGUUAAGUAAAUUGAAGCUAGAGCUACUGUUACACGGCAUGGUGGUCAGUGAAGACGUUGGUACGGACAUAUCGGGAAAGCAUAUUCCGUGUCGCCUUUCCAGGACGCCUUUUGCAGGAUUUUCAUGUUCGAAACGUCGCCUUUUGGGAUGUGAUAAGGAUUGACGUGCUUCCUCCGCUUCAGCAAGACCCAGGAUAUACGACAGGUUUUGUUUAGGAGGAAUUUUACCCCUGAAAUUGUGUUUGCAAUAAGUUUCUAUGAGAUGAACAUGCCUUCGUAGUAGAGACCAGUUUUUAAAAUUUCCAGUAUGGUAUUCGGGGCCGUUUUCGCAAAGCAACCUGCUCUCUAUCUGAGAAGACAGUGUCUCCUUCAAACUCACCACGGCGGAUCGUCGGUUAUUUAGUUCGCUUUCCAUUUUAUGCAGAACGUUUUCUUCUUUCUUGAUUUCCUGGUUUAAUUUUGGACGAUUAAUCUGUCCCUUGUGAAACUUUUCAAACCCACAUUCGAAAACACUUAAACAUUUUUCAACAUCGCAAUUCCUCGCAAGAUCGCCUAAUUUCAAAUGGCAGUUUCAGCAAAUUGUUAAAUUACCUUGUAGUUGCGUAGAUUGAGCUUCAUUAAUUUCCUCAUCAAUAUCGUUCAAUUCUUUCUUGAGCGCAGCGACCUUUUGGCUUUGCUUUUGAAUAUCAUUUUCCAGUUUCAUGGUAUAUCUCUCUAAUGGCGCCGUCGUUGGGGCACGAGAAGGCGCUUGGGCGUCAGAUUGAUUUUCGUGAGCUACACUUUGGAAUUUGGAGUGUAAACUAGCAGGAGCUACUCUCUUUACCACUGCCAUUGGGAUUGUGACAUCUUCGGCAGGUAUUAUUGGACGUUCUUGCUGCUGUAUGUCAGCUGCAUUAACUGGACGGUUUUCACGUCAUUCCGAAACAGUUGAAACAUUUGGCAGAUUUGCUGGCGAGUCCAAUUCAGAGACUUUUAAAUGAAUCUUCGUAUAAUUACAAUCGGUAAUCGGAUUACCUGACUUCAACAUCUCUAUAAACAUUUCGCUGUUGUCGAACGGCAGGUUUACGAAGUCUCGAACGGCAGGUUUACGAAGUCUCCUUCCUCAUCGCGAAAUUUUAUUCUAAUAGUUGUAGGUGUGAGGUAUUGGAGUGAUCUAACGUUGCUUCGUAUAUCGGCCGUUAGUUUUAUAAAAGUGUAGUUUGGUUGCUCUUGUGUGUUUACAAAAAAUGAGCAAAAUCUAUCAGAAGAAUAUUCCACUUUAAAAAGGUAUCUUGCCAUGCUUACAGUAACUAUGUUUUUGAUCAUAUGCCCAAUAGCAGGGAACAUAUUAUAAAAUUGGUUCGUCAAAACAUAAUUUGGAACGUCAAAUAUUUACGCUAAUGGGCACUUAGUCGACAAAAAAAAAUUGGUUUUAAAGCUACAAGACUUGAAAUCAACAACAAGGUGUGUAUGAUUUCGCACAAAUACGGUAAACUGUAAACAAACCAUCAAACUAAAGUGUCGCUAAUGUUUGUCUGAGUCUGGCGGGGGGUCGAAUUUAAUAUAAAACCGCCUUAGUAACAUGAAGCUCCGCCCAUAGUAACAUGUUAAUUUCAUGCUAAAACAACUCGAAAAAAAUGCACGGUGCACGCUCAAUUGCAAAUGGCGGUAAAACCCUGCCCCCUCAUUCGCACAAGAAUGGAUUACAUUGCACAGGAUUAUAUCAUUCCAUCCAGGGUCUUGACAAACGGAAGUCUUGUAAUGCCUUUAAAACAGCAUAAUUUCUUCACACUCUAAAUCGAGUAUCUGUUAUUUUAAUGAUGGUAAAAUGAUAAAUUCUCUCAUGGUAUCCAGUGCCUUAGGAUUUUUGCAAUACAGAUCUAAUGCCAACCUCACUAUCCUUGAAAUUAAAUAACACGAUUAUAACAUGUGUUUAAUAAUUAAUAUAAAUUCUUAAAUUUAAGUUCUACAGAAAUGUAACAAUUUUAUAGAGAACUGACUAGGUUGUAUAAACCUUUUUGACUAAAAAGUGUUUGUUACCUUGGGUCCCAAUGGUAACCUCUUGGAGAUUGUGUCAACAGCUGCUUCUUCUGCAUCUCCCACAUUAUUUGCAUUUCAGGUGGUAUGUCAUUAGUGCAAAGUGAAGAAUUCACUUUUGGACAGAUAACGGUGUUAAUAACAAGUUCUUAGUUCAAUCUUGGUUCUUCAAUCUUUUAGUUCAACUUAUUUUUUCUGUUUUUUAAGCGUUGAUUUUUGGCACUUGUGUUUUCGAAUUCAAAGGCGACAUUUUCGGUUAUUUUUCUCAUUUCAGAAUGCAUCGAAACAGUUUGAAUUGAAAUGUAUACAGAUAUAUGGAGUGUUUUUCACCGUUUUCAUGGCUUCUGAACGUCAGAGGAGUUUCUUCUGGAUUUGCUGAAUCAAUUUUUUGAAAGUGUUCUCAAAACGUCAUAGAGUGGAUGCAUACGAGCAGAAAACUUGGAAAACGCAAAAAACGGGUUGUGUUUUAAUCUAAAAAAUGUGUGUAUGUCAGGAAAUUGCACAUUUAUAUGUGAUUAUAUUCAAGGCAUUAACUCGUAAAACCUAUUUGAGUGGACAAUGUUGAUGGGGAUGGACAUGCGAAUAUUGUACUGUUGAAAUUGUUGACGUUUCUUUUGUACAUAUUUUCCUGGUUUUGUUUUGCAAUUUUUUGACAGCCGUUUGCCGGUAUAAAACUGCAAGUAGGAAUAUACUUUAAUAUGCUUUCGUGAAAACGUUGCAGCAAUUUGCGUAAAAAAUAUAUAUUUGUACCUGAUAAAAGUCUGCUCUUUUGUCUCUUCACAUACUGAUACCCUUCAUCAAUAUUUUUGAAUUUAUAAUGCAAGAGAUUUGGAAUGUUUUUUCCUAAACUUCAUUCUUGUCUCGAAAACCCAUGUAUGUUUCUUCGUUUGAAUCUGUUUAUUGGUCUUGGUAAUACAGAAUAUUGGCAAAUGAUCUGAUAUGUCAGAAAGUAAUAAACUGCUACAUAAAUAAUUCUCUGAGUGUUUGUGUGAUGUUACUCUGAGUAUAUCCACACCGGGCAGGCUUGAAAAAUAUGCCUGGCUACGGUAGGAUUCGAACCUAUGACCUUUGGAAUACUAUUGGAAUACUUUGGAAUCUCUGAGUGGUUGGUAAAUAUGCCAUCAAUGCAGUAUGUGACGUUAUUCUGGUAGGAAGUGUUAUCAAAGGAAACAACAUAUGACCAAACAUUAUAUCUAGAAAUUCACUAGUUGGUAAAUGACCAUGGUUAUUUAAAAGAUCGAAGUUAAAAUCACCAAUUAAAUAGCAUACUUUCUUUUCUUUAGAAAUCAUUCCCAUGAGCAAAUUCAGGUUAUUGUUAAAAUCGUUUACGUUUUGGCGUGAUGGUGUAUAAACAUACCUACAAUUAUGUUUUUCCCUUUAGCAUUAGUUAUUUCUACACACAAUGAUUCAACACAUGUUUGGCUAGGGAAACCGAAUUGAAAUCAAAACGAAUUUGUAUUCCAACUCAGUUGUUAAAUAUAAACCUUUCAAACUCCACCUCCAGAUCUAUUAGGUUGGUAGUUAUGUACAAAAUUGUUUCUUUCAAUGUCAACGGUACAACUACACAUAUAUAUACUCGUACAAAUCAGUCAACUUCCUUGACACAACUAUAUUUACAUUAACUCCAACAACAAACUCGAAUCUAGUCUCCUGCACAGACGUUGUUAGUGGCCGAGGCCCCACCUAACGUCUGCUCACAUUCGCUACACAUUUGACUUCCCAGCAAUUAACCAAUCACAAUCAUGUACACAAUAAUUGGAACAUCGACCUUCACUGACCUUCACAUGCAUGGGCUAUUUAUAUCAACAAGUCUGUAGUAUUUUUAAAUAUGAAAGUUUUAAUACUACGCAUCAGGCUUUUCAUUCUAUUAUAAACGAAAAGAAGGAUGUUUUCGUUAAUCUCACAACUGGCACAGGAAAUCACUUAUUUAUCACAUAGUUACCGAAGCUAUUUGAUGUAAUAUUCGGAUUUAAACAAAUUGUAAACGUGUAGACAUUCAGUGUGGUUUUGCCGAAGCUGAUCGAUUGCUAUGGCUUUGAGAAUUACAAAUGCGAACACAUGUUUAGGAUUUAUUAUAAUACAUAGUGACAUGAGCUUCAUGCAUCAAUAGCCAAAACACAAACCAUUCUGCUAUACAGUAUACACUUUCUAUGUCUUCAACAAUGACUCUGCAUGCUUGAUACUAAAUGUCUACACGUUUACAAUUUGUUUAAAUAAUUAAAUCCGAAUAUUACAUUGAAUAGCUUCGGUAACGGCGUGAUAAAUAAGUGAUUUCCUGCGCCAGUUGUGAGAUUAUAAUAGAAUGAAAAGCCUGAUGCGUAAUAUUAAAACUUUCAUAUUUAAAAAUACUACAGACUAUUUGAUACAAAUAGCCUAUGCAUGUGAAGGUCAGUGAAGGUCGAUGUUCCAAUUAUCGUGUACAUUACUGUGAUUGGUUGAUUGCCGGAAAGUCAAAUGUGUAGCGAAUGUGAGCAGACGUUAGGUGGGGCCUCAGCCACUAACAACGUCUGUGCAGGAGGCUAACUCAAAUCAGACUUAUACAUCAAACCAACUGAUAGAACUGUACUCUUACACCAUAACUCCUUUCACCCUCAAACAUGCAAAAAUCAUAUUAUCUACAGCCAAGCACUACGAUACAGAUGCAUCAUCACUGAUAAUAUGAAACUACAACAAAGACUGAACAACCUACUUAUUGUCUUCAUUCACCAAGGCUACAAACAUGACAACAUUAUCACAUCCUUCAACAAACCACUACUAUACACAGAAUGACCUACCCCUGUGAAGUGAUGUUCAUUAUAUCAUAAACAAAUAUGAAUGUGCAUGAACAGUUCAUAAAUAUUCAUUGAUUGCUCAUUAAGUUUGUUCAUGAACAUUGUUCAUGAACUAUCCACCUUCAGUAGUUCUUGAAUGCGUGAUGAACUUUCAAGAAGACUGUGCACCUUGUUAUAUCUUGAACAUCGUUAUUUAUUUCAAUGUCCUAAAACAUAAAACCUACACACAUGUGCUCACUUCCAAAAUCCCCAGACCCCCUGAUGCAACGUUCUAUACUUCAUGUAACACCAACAUAACAUCUUUCUCUCACAACAAAUAGUUCUACGUGAAUCUGGUAAUGUGAACUAAAACCUGUAGUGCAUUCUACGAUUGAUAACACAACUAAGUAUACAAAUAACUAUCAGAGUUAUUUACCGUCCAUAAAACUCUGGCGGUACACCUCUGUUUGCUCUUAAAGGAUACCUAUCUUCAAUUAUGUCUUGAUCAUUGUCCUGCUUGUGGGACCGCAAUGGUAAUAUCAUCUUCUGACUCAGGAUUUGGAACAGUUUCUCUAUACGCUCCACUAAAUUUCUUAAAAUGCAAAACUUUCUUGUAAUCACAUGAUCACCCCUUUGCGUUGUUACUCUGGAAUAUCACACAUUGAUUACUUUGUAUGGUUGAGGACGAAACAUGGUUGUAUACUUGUUCUUCUUUUUCUGUUUCACCAACGCUGUAUCCCCCUUCCUUUAUCGUUGACUUUCGUGUACGUCUUCUGUCAUCUACAUAUUGUUUUGACUUAGCCUUUCCUUUCAAAACCCUUUCUGCAGCUGUAUUGGCAGGUGCCUGAGAGAAAGACUUCUAGAACGGUAGAUUGAAUUACUCGUUUGUAAAGCAUCUCGGCUGGUGCCACACCUGUAGAUAGGUGAGGCGUAGUACGAUAAUUCAUCAAAAAUGCAAAUAGUUCUCUUUGCCAAUCUCGACCCUCUGCCCAAGCCGCUCGAAUAGCUUUACCCAUAGGUUUCAUGAAGCCUUCCAAUUUUCCAUUGGCCUACGGCCAUAAAGGUGUUAGACGGUGAUGGUGGAUGCCUUGUGUUGUCAGAUAGUCCUUAACUUCCUUGGACUGGAACGGUGACCCAUUAUCGCUCUUAAUUGUGUCUGGCAGUCCGUGUCGGGCAAAAACUUUUUCAAACGCUCAUAUUGUAUGAAAAGCUGUGGUUUUAUUCAUAAUCUCAACUUCUGGGAAUCCGGUUGUUUCAUCUAACAGCACGAAUAGAUGCUCUCCUGUAGGUGCUGGUCCAUAGAAAUCAACAUUAAUACAUGACCAUGGUGCCACUGGAGGUGGGACAACUGCUAGAGGCGGAGGGGGUUCAGGAUUACCAGAUAUUUGGCACGUCAAACACUCCUUUACAUGUUGCUCUGCUUCUUUAUCUAAUCUAGGCCACCAUACAUUGGUUCUCAAAUUUUGUUUGGUCUCGACAAUUCCCAUAUGUCCCCUGUGUUCCAGGGCUAGAGUUCUAUUUCGAAGUGAUAUUGGUAUAAUCAGUCGGUGUCCUCUCAACAGUACACCCCUUACUGAUGUUAUUUCAUGCCGUACUGCAAAAUAAGCUGAUAUGGAUUUGUCUUUCCAGUUGCCAAACUGAAGUCCUCGUCCAACUGACUGCAGUUCUUUAUCGUUCUUUGUCCCUUCUUGCACCUCUGACAAGGUAAUUGUUCUGGGAAUGGCUUGCUCUGUUAUAAAGUUAAUAUAUUUUUCGGCAAUAGACUGUCCCGAGGGCUCAUUAAUUGGUGCACGCGAAAGGAAAUCUGCCGGAUUCCCUGUGCCUGGACGAUACUUGACCGUGUAGUUAUACUGCUGGAGGUGCAAUGCCCAUCUCUGUAUUCGAGCAGAUUGUUUGGCCUUUGCUGAGUAAAGGAUUUCUAAUGCUUGAUGAUCUGUAUACAAAGUAAACUGACAACCAACUAAAUAUUAAUGAAAUUUCUUGCAUGCCCACACACAUGCCAAUGCUUCUCAUUCUGUCUGACAGUACCGCUGUUCAACUACUGUUAGUGCUCUACUAGCAAAAGCAAUCACUUUCAAAAUGCCCUGUUCAUCAUGUUGAACCAAAAUAGCCUCUAGGCCUACAGGACUAGCAUCCACAACAACACUCGUUGAUCUGUUAGGGUCAUAAUAGGCCAACGUACACUGUUCAGAUAGCGAAGAUUUAACCUGAUCAAAGGCCUCUUGAUGACUAGCGUCCCAUGUCUAUGGAACCUUUUUGCGAUCCAAAUUCCGUAGCGGCGCCGUAAUGGUAGAGAAAUUAGGAAUAAACUUCGAACAGUAAUUCACGAGUCCUAGAAAGCUACGAAGUUCUUUCACGUUGUUUGGGGGCAGAUGUAUUUUUUAUUGCAACAACUUUCUCUUGGUCAGGCCUAAUCCCAUUCUUACUAAGAAUCAUGCCAUAAAACCAUAAACUGCCACAUUGAAAAGGCACUUACUUUUCUUUGCAGUCAAUCCGGUGUCUCUUAGUCUCUGCAAUAGAGCUUGAAGAUUGGCAUCAUGUUCUUUUUGAGUUCGCGCCCAAACAAUUACGUCAUCAACAAUGUUUUUAACUCCAUACAAUUCUUGCAAUGCAUGCUGGAUAGAAUUUUGAAACACUUCGCUUGCUGAGUUAAUUCCGAAAGGCAGUCUUUUCCACUGGAAAAGACCUUUAUGAGUCGUAAAAGUUGUUAUACCACGUGAGAAAAAUUAGCUGCAUUGCUUAUAUCAUCUGUUAGUUCCUCAAUUGUAGGCAUAGGGUGGUGUUCCCUCUUAAUGGCUUCGUUAACUCUGCGAUAGUCCCCACAUACACGUAUUUCGUCUGGAUUUUUCGGCUUAGGCACGAUCACUACUCCACUGACUCACUCUGUACUUUUAUUAACGACAUGUUCAAUCAAAUCAUUAUCCUGCGACUCUUGAAGCCACUUCUCUAACUGAGGACAAAGAUUAAAAGGUAUUCUACGGUAUGUUUGGGCCACAGGUGGCACACUAUUGUCAAUGUGCAGUUUUUGUUCAAACCCUUUAAGAUGUCCUACACCUUCAAAUACAUCCGCAAUCAUUUACCAUAUUGAGAUGCUGUAAUGUAAAUUGUAGCCACUGUCAUACAAUGUUUUGAUUCUACUAAUGUCUCCACUGUGCCUAAUAGGGGAAUAGGGUUAUUUUCUCCAAAAGGAUAUUGGUUCUUUGCUUUGUUUUCUUAAAUGCUCGAAAUCCUCAGGACCCAAAACGUUAACAGACGCACCACUGUCCACCAUCGUUUUCAUCGGGACUCCAUUAACACAGACCGUAGAAUAGGGAUGCUUACUUUGUUGUGCUUGUUGAACUGUGAACAUGUGUUCUGAACCGCUGUCUCAGUCACUACUCGAAUUACUUGUUGAUUUGUGGGUUGAGGAAUGCCGUUCAUCAACCUUAUUAACAUGCUGGAAUGGACUAGUAGCUCCUCCGGUUGUUUUACAUACCCAUUACCCAAGCAAAAUGCCCCCUUUUAUGACACUUGUAACAUUCUUUAUCUACAGCUGGACAUUUCCUUGUGUGGAAACCCCAGUCCACACAUUUAAAACAUUUCUUACUAGAUGAUGACUAGUACUUACUGGUUGUUCUAGGUCUUCGGUGAUCCUCUUGUAAUUGAUUAGUAUAUUCCUCAUUACCAUCAGAAAUGUCCUUUUUUAUAAUUUCCUUUGUUUGUUGGUCUGUACGAGCUAAUGCUCUUCCAUAAUCUAAUAUUUGUGACAGGGUAAAUGUUUUUUUCCAUUAAAAUCUUUCGUCGCAAUCUGUUAGAUAAACAUCCUUCAAUUAUUUGUUGUUUCAGCUCAGUAUUUGUGUCUGGAAAUUCACAUGUUUUGGCCAAAGUACAUAAUCUAGUAUAAUAGGCAUCUAAUGUCUCAUGUUCUUGUUGCUUAGCUUGACGAAAUUUAUAUACCUCGAAAGGUACAUUCUUAGAAGGACUAAAAUAUUCAGUGAGCUUUUCACACGCCGUCUUAAAGUUAUCUUCGUCCCCAUUUUCCGGUAGUGUUUCCCGAUCUGAAACUGACACUUUAUCGCCUGUUUUCUUGAAAUAAAACCGUCUCUUAUAUACACAAAUAACCACAAAAAGUCUGUCUAAAAUUACAACGUGUUUGCAAUAUUUUUUCUCAAAAACAAAGUCUCCAGCAAUCAACAAGCACAGCGGCUAUAUGUCAUAAAACUUCGUGUAAUAACAUCCCCCUCCCGAAUGCCACGGCAUUCGUUCUUAAACAGCGAAUUGCAGUUCAACAAUAUAAGUCAAAGUUCUUUGAAUGUUUGCAUGGCGAUAAAAUAUAAUUGUUUUUGUUUGUGGAAACACCACGUAAAUUUAUUACUGCAAAGCUUUCGAUCCGUAAGCCCGGAUCUUCAUCAGUGCUUAUAAUAUGUGACUUGUUUAAUUCACACGCUCUUUUUUUUUUUUUUGGCUGAGAGUGACAUUCUAGUAUCGUAUGAUGUUGCAUCGCUUUUCACCAAUGUACCAGUUGAUGAAACGAUCCAAAUUCUUGCCGACAAAGCGUUUGAGAAAGAAUGGUUCAACUGGAAAUACAACCUAAAGCUUGAGAGAUUUGAACUUGUCGAACUCUUGAAGUUAGCAGUUAAACAUCAGCUAUUCCAAAUCGACGGUAAGUUAUACGAGCAAGUCGACGGAGUUGCAAUGGGCUCCCCACUUGGUCCACUCAUGGCGAACGCGUUCAUGUGUUCAAUUGAGGAAAAGCUGGUAGAACGCAACCUGAUGCCUUCCUUAUACCACUGGUUUGUUGAUGAUUCCAUCACAUCGCAAAGCAACAUUGCUUCCGCAGAAGCAUUCCUAUCCACCCUCAACAGUCUGCAUCCAUCCCUUCAGUUCACUAUGGAAUUAGAGACCGAUGGUGUAUUACCAUUCUUGGGCACAACCCUAAUUAAUAAGAACGGUCGAGUAGAAACAAAAGUCUACAAGCCAACAAACACUGGCCUUAUGUUACAUUACGACAGCCAUUUAGAUGUGAAGUAUAAGAAAUCGCUCGUCCUGACCAUGCUCAAUCGUGCAUUCCGUCUAUCAUCAUCGUGGAAGCUCUUCACUGAAAAAAAAAGAGAAAAAAAGAGCGUGUGAAUUAAACAAGUCACAUAUUAUUAGCACUGAUGAAUAUCUGGGCUUACGGAUCGAAAGCUUUGCAGUAAUAAAUUUACGUGGUGUUUCCACAAACAAAAACAAUUAAUAUAAGUCAAAUAAUGUAAAUUAAUGUAGUCGAUUGCUACAGCUAGAUAAUCUAUAACAAACUGUCAGUCACAAGAUUUGUUAAACUUUAGUGUUUUACAUAAGUUUAUGCAUGUACAUAUUCCAAAGGACAUAAGCGAUGAACUGGGCGAAAGUACGCCUUAUCUUGUGAUUUAAGUUUAACAGUCCUUACUAGUCAGUCACUACCAGGAUAUGCUUCCAGUAUUCGACCAAGGGGCCAAUCUCCGCGACUUGCUUUAGGCUCUGUAAUAAGAACAACAUCUCCAGGCUUCAAGUUAUGAUGGGGGUGGAACCAUUUCUUUCUUACGUUUAAGCUGGGAAGAAAUUCCUUCCUCCACCGUUUCCAAAAUAAUCCAAGAAGUUGCUGGACUCGAUGCCAUGUUUGCACUGGGUUAUAAACUUCCUCUUUAUCUACUGCUUCCAGCGCAAAUCGUCCUCCGAUCUGACCAACGAUUAAGUGAUUCGGAGUAAGUGGUGACAGGUCAUUUGGAUCCGCGCUCACAUAAGUUAUCGGUCUCGAGUUUAUCAUCCCUUCAGCGCCACAUAUGGCUGUAUGCAACUCCUCGUCUCAAAUAUCUGCGUCACCCAAAAUGAUUUUAAUGGCUUUCUUUGCACUCUUGAUCAAGGCUUCAAACACUCCACCAAAAUGCGGCGCAGAUGGCGGGUUGAACUUCCACGUAAUCGGUUGGUACUUGGUGGUCUCGCACACAAUCUUUUCUUGGUCCAGGUUCUCGAUUAGCUCCCGCAACUCCCGUUCAGCCACAACGAAAUUAGUCCCGUUGUCACUAACCACGUAACUCGGUGUCCCCCUCCUGGAAACCAUUCAAACAAAUGCAUUAAUAAAGGAAUCACUGUCUAACGAGUAAGCCAUUUCUAGAUGUACGGCUCGCGUAGCCAGACAUGUGAACAAACACAAGUACCGCUUGGCUCUCUUUGUUCCACGUCCUUGUUUGGUCAAAAAAGGUCCCGCAUAGUCAACUCCAAUGUUAUCGAACGCUCGCAAUGAUUCCAGUCUUGGUCUGGGAAGCGGAGCCAUCAUUUGUUGUCCGGUUUUCUUUAAAAAUCGUCGUCGGCAUUCAGGACAAGUUUCGAUUACAGUUCAAACUGUUUUUCGUCCUUUCACAAUCCAGAAUUGAGCACAUAUCCUCGUCAACAACAGUUCUACUCCUGAGCCAUGGCCUAAACACUCAUGGGCGUCCAUCACGAUAAGUCUGGUCACUGAAUGGUUCUUCAGUAAUAGGAUGUUUAGUGUCAUAUGGCAAUUCGUCAGCUAGACGCAAACGUCCGUCCAUUCUCAAGAGGCCGUCAUCGUCCUUUCUGGGAUUCAACUGUAGCAACGUUGGAUCCUUUUCAGCUCUAGGAAAGGCUUCUCCUUGAGCUUGUCUUAUCCAGAAUUUCUCAGCUUGUACAAUCUCCGUAAAUGAAAGAAUGUUACUUUUAUUUCUGGCAUUGUGCGACCGUUUCGCAUUGGUCGUAAAAUGUAGUAUCCACGCCGUCACCCGACACAGGUGUCUGAAACUUGAAAAUUGCCGUGGGUUAAUAAAAUCUGCACCUCCGGUAUUUGUCACAAACGUCUGGGUAACUUGCUUUUCGCAACCGUCCAGUGCUUUUGGAUUUCUGCUGGGACUUGCUGGCCAUAAUGUCUCUUCUUCUUUCAAAAAUUGUGGACCUUCUGUCCAAAAUACACUGUUGACGAGUUCUGCAGCCGACAUUCCUCUGGUCGCUAGGUCUGCUGGAUUUACUGUUCCUGGGACAUGGUGCCAUUGCUCUGGGUUUGUGGUGCGCUGAAUCUCUCACUCGAUUUGCCACAAAAGGCUUGAAUUCCUUGCUUUGGUUAUGUAUCCAGUACCAGACGUUUUCGGAAUCUGUCCAAAAGAACACUCUGUUGACUGUAAGCACUUUAAGAAGACGUUGGGCGAGGCGACAUGACAGAAGGGCACCCAUGAGCUCUAAACGAGGUAUGGUAAUGGCGAUUGUGCUCAGAACAUUACGCUUCGUCAAGGCCUUACUGGAUUCCGGUAAUUUGACUUGAAAAGUAAAAACGUCUUCUUUGGCUUCCCACAUAACGCCUAAAGUUUUAAUCUUCAACGUCUCCUCUUUGCCCGAAAUCCAAUGUUGAAAGUCGGUCACUUGGUGCUAUACUCUCGAUAACUGCGGUCUCAUUUGAUGCCCAUUUUCUCAGGUUGAAUCCCGCUGAUGCUAAAAGAGAAGUUGACAUUGUAGGUUCUGGGCGCUCUCAACCGUCUACUGGAAUCUAGAAGAUCAUCCUACAUACAUCGGAUUGGCCACCGAGUCUGCCGCUUCUGGAAAUUCUGCUGCAUGUUGUUGACAAUGGGUUUGAAUGAUGUAUUGUGAACAAAAUGGGGAGGCUGUGUUACCAAACACUAAUCUCUGAAACUCGUAGACGGUCGGCUCUUGAGUAGGGUCAAAAUCACGCCAAAGGAACCUGUGGUACUUUUUAUCUUCCUCAUGAAUCCAGACUUGUAGGAACAUCUCAGAUAUAUCACCUCUGAGUGCCACAGGUGCUCUGCGGAAACGUGUAAGUACGUCUAUUAUUUCUCGCUGAAGCUUAGGCCCCGACUGUAUAACGUCGUUCAAACUCUUCCCAUUAUAUUUCAUUGCUGCAUCAAAUACGAUACGUAUUUUGGUCGUCGAUUUAUCCAAUCUGAUUACGGGAAAAUGGGGCAAGAACCACUGAUCCAAUGCCGACGACUUAGGUACUUGCUUUAUAUAACCCUUCUUCUUAUAGUCCUCGAAAAUCUGACAAUAAGCCUUCAUUAUCUCUGGACCCUUUCUUUUCAAUGACUUUUCUUGACUCUCCAGACGACACAUAGCGGCUUCGAAAUUGUUGUCUAACUUUGGUUCACCGUCCUUCCAGGGCAUUCCAAGUUCGUAUCUUCCUUCCUUGAAUUUAAGUGUUCUCGAAACUUGUGUAGUCGCAGCUCUGCCUUCAGCAGUCAUAGGAUAGUCUGUUUGAUCUUUGAUGCCAAUCGAUUCUAACUCCCAGAAUUGGCGAAGGACAUCAAUUGGUGGUUCCUGCUGGUUAUCUUGAUUAUGGCAUGAUCGAUACGUCCGUGUAAAAUGCACCCGGACUCUUUCCGAUGGUCUUCCACCAAGGUCGGCCCAAAGCAAACCCAGCCUAAAUUUGUCAACCGAGCGAUUGGGUCAGUUGGUUGGCUUCCACUCACAUCUUUCAAUACUAACAAUGGAUGAUCGCUUCCUAUCAUCACAUCAAUUUGACAACGUUUCGACACUUGCUCAAACGGAACAUCAAUUAGAUGAGACCAUUUCUCCUUGAUCUUGGACCAUUGGAUAGAUGGCGUGUCACCAGCUAUAUUGUUUAGAACAUGUGCUUGCAGAGAAGAUGAAAAUGACCCAUCAAUGCUACUCACCAACAGUUCAACACGACAUGAACGUUGCUUGAUUUCAGCUCCACCGGUUCCUGAAAUGGUCAAAUCGAGUGGCUGUCCUUGCAAUCCAAGCUCUGCGGCUGCCUCUUCUGAGACAUACAAACUCGUCGAACAUGUAUCUAACAUGACAUUCACCCGUAUCGUUCUAUUUCCAUUGCUAAUAACUGCUGGUAGAAUCAUAGCCUGCAAAAACAGCCUCUACUUUGCUGCUCCUAUUAAUAUAACGUCGCACAAAGAAGAGUCUGCGAUUCGAGUGACAACAUUCCAUACUGAUGACGUUAGCGCGACCGGAUUUUAGUCGCGCGUUUUGAUUGGUUUAUUCUAUAAUUUGAUAUAAAUUAUGCCAACACAUGCAAAUCGAUUUUGAAAUUCAAGAUGGCCGGAUAUAUAAAAUGUAUCCAAAUAGAAGACAUUUGCAUAUUGUUUAUAUAAUUCAGUACCUAGAAAUAGGUUUAUCGUCAACAGAAAGGACUCGGUGUUAAACACUGCCUCGAAGCUAUUCAACAACCUACCGAACAAUUGGAAGUGUAUACUAACGACUCGUUUUAGGGACAUUGCCAGUGGGGAUAUAAAUUUCUUGUACAGGACCUGCCUAAAACUUCUUGAGAAAAGAUACAGAAUUUUAUCAAAUUUAACAGAAGUUGAGAACAAGAUCCAAGGACAUUUUUCCACCAAGAGAUCAAGUGAAACAGAUCUUGUGUCUCCAUCAAAGUUUAUCGCACUCAGCGACGAUGAGGAAGCGUGCAUACCUAUUCACUAAUUCACACAUUACAACCCAAAGCACACAAGUACUCCAGUCAAAGUUGUUCCACCUGUAAAAGUUUCGAAAAUCAAAAAAUCUUUUUCCGAAUGCGAAACUGGCGUAAAGGUAUGUUCGUGCGGAAUUCAGCACAUUUUUACAUUAUAUUUUUAUUACAAUAGUGACACAUAUAAAUAUGUGAUUAUGUAUUUAAUAUUUAUUUAUAAUAUAAAGGUCGAUCCUCCCUCAGAAAAAUAUACAUUGAUAUUUUUUUUUUUUUUAACUUUAUAGCUUACAGUGAAAUGGCCUUCUCAGACCAAAGAACGUACAAUUCAAUCUGAUCUGGAACCCUUAGGCUGUGCCUUCCUUAGAGGGACAUGGAAGGAAAUUGUGUCAGCCGUAUACCGUGUUAAAGAGAUUAGAUCAGAGCUCAUCAAAUGCAUGUUGAAGCAACUGUCAGUAGAAUGCUGUGAUAUUAUUUCAUCUAAAAGGCCAUCCUUACUGAGAAAAACUACUGCGAGUGAUAUUCGUAAGCUGUCACUAGCCAAUAUAUAUGCCACGAAAUGAAGGAGCGUUUGAGUUAGAUGUGUUUUUUUUACACAAAUUGGGCUGUUUACAAUAAUAUACGUAAUGUAAAUAAUACAUGCAGGGCCGUACACAGGAUUUCAAGGCUUCAUGCUAGUUAAGAGAGCCCCCCUGUGGUAAGCACUGGAGGGAGGGGGGGCAAGGGGCACACCUUCCCCUUAGGCCUUACUCCCCCCCCCCCCUACGGCCCCUAGUGAACAAAUCAUGUGUACGGCCCUGUAUGUAUUAUUUACAAAUUUUACAUUACGUAUACUAUUGUAAACAGCCCAAUUUGUGUAUACAAAAAACACAUCUAACUCCAACGUUCCUUCAUUUCGUGGCAUAUAUUGGCUAGUGACAGCUUACGAAUAUCACUCGCAGUAGUUUUUCUCAGUAAGGAUGGCCUUUUAGAUGAAAUAAUAUCACAACAUUCUACUGACAGUUGCUUCAACAUGCAUUUGAUGAGCUCUGAUCUAAUCUCUUUAACACGGUAUACAGCUGACGCAAUUUCCUUCCAUGUCAUAGACGGAUUUUGUGGGGGUGUGCUACCCCCCAAUAUUAGCCAUAACCCCCCCCUCCCCCCCAACAAAAUGUCCACCCCUCCAAAAAAAAUUUCAACCCCCCCCAAUAUUCGGCAUAAUAAAAAAUAAUUAAAUGGUCCACUCCAACGUGCAGGGUGUUGAUGAUACAAAAUAAACAUAGGAGUACACUUCAACACUCUGAAACUAAUCGCUCCUCGCUUGCAUUCACUGGUUUAUUGGAGCAAUUGUAAAGUUUUGAAACUGUAUUAUCUCCCCUGAAUAGAGUUUGCAGUGCCUUGUCAUGCAAAUAGCUUGCUUGCAAGGAACGUUUGGAAUUUUUACGAACAUUACUUUUAGUUUUUAAUUCUUUUAGGAAAUAGACUUGCCUAGAUUUAAUCUUUACACCCCAAAUAUUAUUUACAUCGGAGUUGCAUCAUAAAUUGUACUCAGAUUCAAACAACACAAUGUCAAUGACUUUAUAAAAGUAAAAGCAUAUUGUGUAUUGGCCUAUUGGGUUUACACUUUUACAGGUUCAUUUAACUCAACAGACAAUCGGACAUGCCAAAUCCAUUGAUAUGACAACUUCAAAAAACUUUUCUUCGAAGCUAGAAAUCAUGAUUUUUUUCAAAUUUUUCCGGGGAUACUUUGUUUUCUGCUCUCUAGACUCCCCCUCGCUACUCUAGUGCUCCACCCCUAGAAUAUAGACCUUACUAGCGUUUGGUGACACAUUGUGUUGCUUCAGUCACCUGCUCAUGGAGUUCAUGGCUCACCCCCCUAAAUUUCUGGCACCACCCCAGUAAAAAAUAUGAAAAUCCGUCUAUGUUCCAUGUCCCUCUAAGGAAGGCACAGCCUAAGGGUUCCAGUUCAGGUUGAAUUGUACGUUCUUUGGUCUGAGAAGGCCAUUUCACUGUAAGCUAUAAAGUUUAAAAAAAAAAGAUAUGAAUGUAUAUUUUUCUGAGGGAGGAUCGACCUUUAUAUUAUAAAUAAAUAUUAAAUACAUAAUCACAUAUUUAUAUGUGUCACUAUUGUAGUAAAAAUAUAAUGUAAAAAUGUGCUGAAUUCCGCACGAACAUACCUUUAUGCCAGUUUCGCAUUCGGAAAAAGAUUUUUUGAUUUUCAAAACUUUUACAGGUGGAACAACUUUGACUGGAGUACUUGUGUGCUUUGGGUUGUAAUGUGUGAAUUAGUGAAUAGGUAUGCACGCUUCCUCAUCGUCGCUGAGUGCGAUAAACUUUGAUGGAGACGCAAGAUCUGUUUCACUUGAUCUCUUGGUGGAAAAAUGUCCUUGGAUCUUGUUCUCAACUUCUGUUAAAUUUGAUAAAGUUUUAGAUAAGUUUAUCGCACUCAGCGACGAUAAGUUUUAGGCAGGUCCUGCACAAGAAAUUUAUAUCCCCACUGGCAAUGUUCCUAAAAUGAGUCGUUAGUGUACACUUCCAAUUGUUCGGUAGGUUGUUGAAUAGCUUCGAGGCAGUGUUUAACACCGAGUCCUUUCCGUUGAUGAUAAACCUAUUUCUAGGUACUGAAUUAUAUAAACAUAAUAUGCAAAUGUCUUCUAUUUGGAUACAUUUUACAUAUCCGACCAUCUUGAAUCUCAAAAUCGAUUUGCAUGUGUUGGCAUAAUUUAUAUCAAAUUAUAGAAUAAACCAAUCAUAACGCGCGACCAAAAUCUGGUCGCGCUAACGUCAUCAGUAUGGAAUGUUGUCACUCGAAUCACAGACUCUUCUUUAUGCGACGUUAUAUUAAUAGGAGCAGCAAAGUAGAGGCUGUUUUCGCAGGCUAGUAGAAUCAUCAACAAGAUGCUAUCUGAAUUACUAGUUUUAUAUCCUCUCACCUGGGAUGUUUCAGAACUAAGUCCCUUUUGACUAAAUGAAGAUGCUUCCGGUCGUAGCUGACUUUCACUUCCUGAAGAUUGACCAUCGACAAUAUUUGUUGCAUUUCCUCGUUGCUCCGUAUUUUGCCCUAAUGAUCCAUGGCUAGGGGAACUUUCAUGUAAAUAACAGCUAUGUCUGGUACUUUUGCAACCUGCGAUACCACAUGCUCGAACUUUCUUGCAGUCUCUGCUGUGGUGACCAGCUGCCAAGCAUCCGUAACAACGGCCACUUUUGGUGAUUAACUCUUUUCUCUGUGAUACCUCAAGUGCUUUAAACAAAGGACAGACCCAUGGAGGAUGGUCUUGGUUGCAUAUGUCGACAAUGGAAUGCCUUGUUGCUGUUCUUGUGUUGUACCCUCGAGCUCGCUGUCUGUCUUGUCGAAAACCAUUGUUCUUCUCAUUUCUUAAUGUGUUCUGCUUUCCCAAUCCGUAUGUCUCCUCCUUUGCCUCUUCCAUUACUUGUACUCGAAGUUCCAUCCACUCCAAUAAUGACUCAAAAUUAUCCUCCUGGGAGUGAUCUAAUAACCAAUGUUUAUAAGAUUGAACAUCUUCCUCUGUCAGCUUCUCCUUAGCAGUCAAAUUAAGACUUUCCAAUUGAAAUGAUCCAGUCCUGUGUAGCUAACGAAACUCGCUCCAAGACAGCUUGGAAUUCUUCAAAGUCUUCUAGGUUGCGGGAUCGAAUCCUUUUCCAAUUUUGUAGAGUUGUUAGGUGUUUAAUUUGUUGUCUUCGCUGCCCACCGUAUGUCUUUUCUAACUUCUCUUUUGCCCUUUCGUAGGCACUUGCUGAGUAUCCAAGAUCCUUGACUAUCGUCAGUGCUUUCCCUGACAAACUACUCUGUAACCGAAGCAUUUUUUCGCUCACUGGUAUGUUCUGUCUGUCCACCAUUGACAUAAACGCUGCUUUCCAAUGCUCGUAUUCAGCUUUGUCAUCUCCCAAGAAUCUUGGUAGGCUCACUCCUUUUAGCUUUAUAGGCAAAACCUUUUGAACAGGAUCUCGGGUAACAGCAGGCAAUACUGGAACUUGGUGGGAUGAACCAUUCUUUGUUAGAAAUUCCUUAACAGUAUCCAAAUCGUUUGGACCAGAAAGUCGUUCAGCAACUGUGACUUUAGCUUUAUUUAUCUCAGCUAUUUUCCGUGCUUCUUCUGUACGUUGCUUAGCCAAUUCAACUUCUGCCAUUAGCUUUUGUAGAUCGUUCUCUUUUUGUGUCUGCUCUUCUUCCAUCUGCAAUAACUUAUCAUUGGCUUCUUUAACACUUUUUUCUAACUCUGAUGGGGAACUGGAUACUGGGGCAUGCUGUGAUUUACCCUUGGAAAAUCCUUCUGAAAACCCUACAGAUUCUAGUUCACCAACGGCUAAGCAUUGUUUGUAGAUUAUUCUCUACAGCAUCACACAUAUCGUCAACCGAAUUUUGAAUUUCUUCAAGCUCCCUGUCCAAUGCUUCAAUAAAUGUCUCAUUACCCUCAGCACUAACACAAUAAAUUUCUUUUAUUGUAAUUAUAAUUUUCUCAAUUAUGUUAAUUUCUGUCUUUACCUUGUUUACUGCUCUACGCAAAGCACUUUUACUUGGUAAACAAUCCCCAGACUUAUUUUCAAAAAGCUCGGAUAACUUCUUCUUUGCAUUUGCCAAUCGAAUUUUUGCCGAUUUCUUAUUAUUACAUAAUCCUUGAAUUUUCUUGCUUUCGUGGCUAACACUGUCUUCUUUCAAACUAUUUUCUUCGUCUUGUCCAUUAUUCUCUUCAUUAUUCUCACCACCAUUAGUUUCUUCGUUCACUGUAACGCUGUCUUUCGAUGUUUCUUAAACAUUGUGAACCGACGCCAUUUUGAAUUAUUAAUCAGUAGCAAAAACACGAUUUUCGAAACGAAUUUUUCUCCCUUAAAGUCAAACGAUCCGGCUCGAAAGGACCAAACUUGUUUCCCGAUCUGAAACCGACACUUUAUCGCCUGUUUUCUUGAAAUAAAACCGUCUCUUAUAUACACAAAUAACCACAAAAAGUCUGUCUAAAAUUACAACGUGUUUGUAAUAUUUUUUCUAAAAAACAAAGUCUCCAGCGAUCAACGAGCACAGCGGCUAUAAUAUGUCAUAAAACUUCGUGUAAUAACAUGGUAGCAUGCCAAAAAUGGCUUCCACUUCGGGACCUGCCGCGUAUGAAAGCAUAGCCCACUGCCGUGCUUUCGACUUGAUAUCCAUUGCCAGCAAAUAUCUUUGAAAUCUCUUAAGCCAUUGUUCCCAACGUUGUGCUACAGCACUAACAUCCAUCUUAGGGUCAAACGGUGGCAUGGGUUGUAGAUUUCCAGCGCUCGCCACGAUCAAAUACCUUCACAAAAUGGUACAAAUACCGUAUAUAUCAGAUUGUCCGCCGAUUUUUUAUCUCACGUUUGAAUCCUCACUUCUCGCAAACACCCAAAAUGAAUAACUCGUUCUUUAAUAUUAACCGGUAAUGCAUAAAUUUACCCUCGUCACCAAUGUUAUAUCUUCAAAAUCGUUAUUUAUUUCAACAUCCUAAAACAUAAAACCUACACACAUGUGCUCACUUCCAAAAUCCCCAGACCCCCCUGAUGCAACGGUCUGUACUUCAUGUAACACCAACAUAACACAGCUGAGCUCUGAUGUUCACCAAAAUUCAUAAAUUGUUAAUGUGUUGUUUCAUAAAUGAUUCAUUCGGUGAAUAAAAAUGUCUUUAUUAUGUUCACCGAAAUUCAUGAAAUGUUCAUGUUUACUUUCAUGGACAAGUUAUGAAUAAAUCAUCAAUAAAAAUAUAUAUAUUACGUUCACGAAAAUGCAUCAAAAUUGCUGCAACUUUGUCAGUAUUUGUUAUUUUGAACAAACUCGUUUUUCCAAAAUGCUUUUAUAAGUGCCAGGAAACAAAGUAUAACCAUAUUGUAUUAAAUACUUUUGUAAACAAUGAUUUGUAUUUUAUAAUAAUACUUUUUAAAAGCCCAGAUAGAACGAGGAUAAGAGUUGGCAGCAACAAAUUAUUACUGGGCAUUAGCAAGCUCGAGAUUGACAAAAUAAAGGUUUAAUUAGUGUUCCAAAUGAGUUUUGACUUAUAUGGGUAUCACUCACAUGUGUUAAAAUCAUACAAAAUGUUUUGAGUAAGACCAUAAGCAGGAUUGCCAUAUAAGACAUACGGUUCUCUGUUGGGUUUGACUAAUUGUUGCAGUAGCGGUAACAAUCCACUGGUAUUAAGCAUGAAAGCGUUGUGUCUUCUUCCCUCAACAGGACCAUGCAAAUGGGCAAUGAGUCCAUUUGGGGUAACCACUGACUAUGGUCAAAAGAAGGCAAGCAAUUAUUAUCAUGAUUAGUUUUUAUAUUUUCUCAAAAAUUAUCUUGUUUGUCAAGUGCAUGGAAAUAUUGCCCUCUAGUUUCUUCUUGCCUGAAACUUUAUACAAUGCACUCUUUUAUGGCCACUAAACAUUUUCUGAUUGCAGAUAGGUCUUGAAAUUGGCUGCACUGUUUCAUCAAUAAAUCCCCAGCACUGAUUAAGGGGGGCACCUUUGUUGUGUAUUGCAUUUGCAAACUGCUGAGGAUCAAGCCAGAUAUGGUUCAGAGACGAUAGCAAGUGACCAAAUCGGUCAUAGAUGUCAUCCAAAAUCUGAAAAAAUAUGUUUAUUCAAUGAUAUCCUGGUUGUCAGAGGUUCUUGUAUUUCCUACGUAUUUUUCUUGUAAGAAUAACAGGGCGGGCAAUACAAGAACGUCUGACAAACAGGGUAACUAAUGCGUGAUUAAUAUGAAUAACAUGGCUCGCAAGUACUUACUGCAUUAAAGAUCUGGCUCAGCUCAGGUUCAGCUCUUCCAAAUAAUCUGACAAGGUCAGACCAGCGAUUUGGAUAUGCAAAGCAUCUUAACAAUAAUAUCAUCAAGGCUUCCAUACCCAUAGGAACUGUUCCUUGUGAGCAAGCAUAUUUUUCUGGUAGAUCCAGUGCAGCAAACAACCUAUUCAUAUCGUCCUUCUGAAACCUGAAUAAAGCAAAUUUGUUUGCAACAGUGCUUGUUAUUCAAACAAAAAACAGAUUUUCCAACCUGAACAUUGUUUCACAGUCGUCCUCGUUGAUAUCGUCCAAAUGUAAUUUUUUUCUAGUUGUUGUUUAGGAUUAGUCAUCUUCGUCAUAUGAAUCCUCUGAACUGCUGCUAGUAUCCAUGUCGUAGAGAGCUACAUCCAAAAGAUCCCUAAAGUUUCUCCUGAAGUAUAUUUACAAGGCCAAAAUACAAAAAUAAAUAAUGAUAACCUUUUAACAAUAGCAAAUAUAUAUAAAAACAUAACUACUCACUUUCUAGCACUCGCCAUCUUGAAUUUGGUCAAAUUUUGCACCUGACUCCCAUAAAGUUACACUGACGUGUAAAUAUGUACUUCAAUCUUAAUCAAAAUAAAAUGCCGAAUCGCUAACUGCAGUCUCACGUCUGAAGUCAAUAUUAGCCAGGUCUCUUAUGAUUAAUUAGCGUUACUGGAAAAAUUAAUUAUAUAUUGCAAAGCAUACUAAGCAUAGUAUCAAACAUUAAAAGUCUUGCAUGAUAUUUCCUUUACAGUGUCAAUUCGUAAUAUUGUCUUAGUAAUUAAUUUGUGUAUAUUAGAACGAGAUCUGGAUCUGGUAUAUACAUAUCUAAGAUCUGGUAUACGUAUCCAGUGAAAUAGUAGCCAGGCUACAUGAUAUAUUACUAUUUUUGUGUGCAUUGGUGUUAUAUACUCAGGUGAAUAUGAUGAUUGUGAUGUUACUCUUGAGUGUGCAUCCAAACCGGUCAAGCUGAAAAAUUUGGCUGACCAUGGUGAGAAUCGCAGGUUCGAUUCCCACUGUUGUCAGCCAAACUUUUCAGCUUACCCGGUAUGGAUGCACACUCAGAGCAUAGACAAUCCAAAAGACAUGUCUGUUGGAUUGUCUAUGCUCAGAAUAACAUCACAAACAUAAUAUCACAAACAUGAUAUUACUAUAGUGAACAGGUAUUCUGCAAUACUUCCCUCUCUUCAAUUGGUAUGAGGUAUAGUUUACCUCGCAAUAACAGUUUUUGAGUAUUUUCAGAACCAGAAAAACAAGUUUGUAGAUUUGCUAUGGCAUCGCGAAGCAAAUCGUCCAUCUUUCUACACAAACAAGAACAACGCACAGUGGCGCCGUGGGUCCUAUGUUUUAGGGGGGCCAAGGGCAGGAUUUUUCCGACAAAGACUGUCAUGUAAUUUCUAUUAAAAUGUAAUAGAUUGUUGUGUUUCGUUGGGACAUACUUUAUAUAAGAACAAUAUAAUUUAACUAUGACAUAAUACAAGAGCACGAGGGAGAAUGUAAGGGGUCGAAAAGUAGCGUGUUCGCUUGGAAGGUUUAUAUGUUGAAGUGUUCAUAUAAAAUGUAAAAAUAUCGGAUUUAUUGUACUGAUUGUGAGCAACUGAAUAAAUAGAAAAUACAACUUUGUGUGUAUUAUCAAACUUUCGCAACAUAGUGGUGCUAUUCGAACCGGAUUUGUAAGAAUUUGAUUGUAAACAUGUUGCUAAUCGAAGAAAUUCAUGUAAACAUGGACGAUCUGUCGAAGAAAUGCACAAGAGGAGGUCACAGAUCAUAUGUAAACAAAUUAAUGUAUUUGUGGAAACUGGCUACGAACAGGUUAUUAGAGAGCUUCGGCAAUUGAAAAUAACAUUACAUGAAAGGAAAGAUACUUUGGGGCAAAUUGACGAACAUAUACUCGAUUUACUUUGUGGGAACAAAGACGUAUCUGAUGAAGAAGUGUCGGCAGAAACCGAAGAUGCUGGGAGAUUCAACGCUAAAAUGUUAGAUGCUACAUUGGCAAUCGAGACAGCAUUAAAUACGACAGUAAAACAGACAGAAACAGUACCAACAACAAGCUCAACGUCAUCGACAAGUCAAGUCAAAAAUACAGAAUCCGUGACACAAGCAAGUGGCAUAACAGAGCCCAUGACACAGGGAGCAAACAUGGCAGAAGCCAGUGAACAAAUUCAACAACAAGUGCCACAGAUCAAGACGACAGCAACAGUGAGUGUAAAUGAACAAGUAAGUCAUGUAAAAUUGCCUAAAUUAGAGAUUAAGAAAUUUGAUGGAAAUUUGGCGAAAUGGUGUGAAUUUUGGGACAGUUAUGAGUGUGCAAUACACAAAAAUGACAAACUGUCUGAAAUUGAUAAAUUCUCAUAUUUGCGUGGCUUAUUGGAGGGUCAAGCUUCCACUGCGAUUGCCAGAUUUGCCUUAACUGGGGUAAACUACAAGGAGGCUGUUGAUUUGCUCAAAAGGCAGUAUGGGAAAGACUCUGCUAUUCAACGAACCCAUAUCAAAGAACUGAUUAAUAUUGAACCUGCAUUCAGUGAGAACGAAACAGGGUGGUUGAGAAAAUUUUUUGAUCAAACAGAGACUUAUCACAGAGGAGUAAAGGCGUUGGGUGUUGAUGAAACAUCAUACUCUAGCAUUGUCGUUCCCUCAUUGAUUGAAAAGCUACCAAAAACUUUACGGCUAACACUAACCAGGGGAAGAAAGCAUAUGGAAUGGUCUACUACAGAGUUCUUGCAAGCACUACUUGACGAAGUGGAGUUACGGGAAGCUCACCUGGAAAUGAAGGACGAAACAAAGGAGAGAAAGCAGAGACGAUAUCCGGGUACUGCACAUGCACUGCUAGAAAAAUAUGAUGAUGGGAAAUGUCCAUUCUGUCUCGAGAAGCACAAGGCAGAGGACUGUCAGAAAAUCAAGGACAUUAGUAUACGUAAGAGUUUAAUUCGUAAAUAUUUUAGGUGUUUUAUGUGUCUGAAAAAAGGCCAUAGAGCCAUUGAAUGCAAAAAUUGUAAAAAUGCAUGUUCAAAAUGUAAUGAUAAUCAUCAUGUAGCCUUGUGUGAAGGUGUGUGUGAAGGUGUGUGUGAAGGAAGGAAAUGUAAGAGAUUCUAAUGUAACAGCUGUAGUAUCUAGUAGUAGAAGCAUGCAUGUAGGGACUGAGGACAGAGUAGUACUGCAGACAGCUCAGGGUAUUGUGAAGGGUAGAAGGGAAAGUGGUGAACGAGUGCAUGUGUUAUUCGACACACGUAGCCAUAGAACCGUUGUUAGUGCGAAGGUAGUAGACAAGGUUAGACCACAAGUUAUCCGGCAAGAUAUGAUGAAUAUUUGUACCUUUGGUAAUAAUUCGCAAGGUAGGAGCAUGCGGGAUGUGGUUGUGUUGGACGUGCUGCCAGUAAGUGGUGGUGACAGAAUUAGGGUGGAGGUGUAUGUGGUUGAUGAAAUUGCAAAUGUUAAAAAUGAGCUUUUGGAGGUUGCCAAAUUGCAGUAUGGUCAUUUGAAGGAUUUGUGGUUGUCAGAUGUAAACAAAACCAGAAGAGAGGUUCAGCUACUGAUUGGUGCUGACUUUAUGUGGAGGUUUCAGAUGGAUUCCAUCAAGAGAGGUGGUGUUGAUGAACUGGUUGCCGUGGAAACAAGGUUAGGCUGGGUGUUGUCUGGGCCGAUGAAGUGCAAGGAGGAUAGCGUGAGAGAGUUGGACACUAAUGUGAAUUUGAUUAUCGAGGAUAGAGGUGAUAGUUUAGAUAGGAAUUUUAGUUGGCUGUGAGAUUUGGAGAUGAUGGGGAUUAAGGAGGAGGUUCAGGUAGAGUUCCUUGAUAACAUUUCCUUUACAGGGGAACGAUAUGAGGUCAGUCUGCUUUGGAAUGUUGGACAUCCGUCUCUGGCUACCAAUUACAUAAAUAGUUUGUCUAGUCUAAAGUUGCUCCAGAAACGAAUGAUCAAAGAGCCAGACAUACUCAAGGAAUACAAUUAGGUGAUAAAAGACCAGGGACCGGUUGUUCAAAGGUGGGUUAGCACUAACCCUGGGUUAAAAUUUAACCUGCUGUUUUAGUUUGUGUAUUUCUGCACGUCUGUUUAUUUCAAAACGUCAGAGAAGUAAACUCCUAUCGAUCCAGACAAGAUCUCUGAAGAAAUAUUUCCAAAAUUAUAGACAAGCUGUCAGGAAGUUUGCUUUGAAUUUUUGGUUAACCUAGGGUUAAGCUAACCCAGCUUUGAACAACCGGCCCCAGGUAAGUAAGGGAAUUGUUGAAGUUGUCCCAGAACUUGAGGUUGCUGGAGACAAGGUACAUUACCUACCUCACCAGGCUGUUGUGAGGCGCAAUGUGCAAACAACUAAAGUUAGGGUGGUUUAUGACGCUUCCUCCAUGGCAGGGAAGGGAGGCGUGCGUUUAAAUGAUUUUCUUCAUGUUGGGCCAUCAUUAAACCCAUUACUUUUUGACGUGUUGAUAAGGUUUAGAUUGAACCAUGUAGCAUUAAUAGGUGACAUUGAGAAGGCCUUUUUAAAUGUUGAAAUAAGUUGGAAAGAUAGAGAUAGUCUAAGAUUCCUUUGGUUUGAAGACCCCAGUUAGCUAGACUCGCACAUGAUUGUGUAUAGGUUUUGUCGUGUAGUGUUUGGACUUAAUGCUUCACCAUUCCUACUCAACGCGACAUUGAGACAUCAUUUCUUCAAGUAUAAGGCUAUAGACGAACCGUUUGUUAGGAAAAUGCUUGAAUCGUUUUACGUAGAUGAUUUGGUAUCCGGUGAAUCCGGCAUAUAUGCUAUAUGAGAAGGCAAAGGAUAGGUUAGCUAGUGGUGGGUUCAAGCUUCGGCAGUGGUUAAGUAACAAUAAGAUCUUAUUAAAAAGAAUAGAGAUAAAGGAAGGCAUAGACAGUGUAGAAGGGGAAUCCGAUCAAAUAAGUUAUGCGAAAUCUACUUUAGGUGCUACAAGUAAAUCUGGUGAACAUAAAGUAUUAGGACUUGCAUGGGAUAAUGAUAGGGACGUGAUUAAAUUUAGCUUUGAUGUGGUACAAAGGGCAGUUGAAUGGGUGGCAACUAGGCGAAAUGUACUUCGUCUACUUGCAGGUAUAUUUGACCCGUUAGGCCUGAUUAGUCCUAUACUGGUUGAAUUAAAGAUACUCUUUCAAGAGUUGUGUGUUGCUGGCUUGGGUUGACAAAUUUCACGGUAUCUACAAACAAAAAUGGAACAGUUGUCUUGGACAAAUGGGUAAGGUUGGAGAAAUUUGCAUAAAUAGAUGUGUCAAGGUAAGUGGAUGUGAGUUGGAUGGUCAUUGGCAUCUCCAUGGGUUCUCAGAUGCAAGCAAGGCUGCAUACAGUGCUGUUGUUUAUCUUGUGUAUAAGACCAGUAUAGGCACAGAGGUAAGUAUACUGGCAAGUAAAUCUAGGGUUGCUCCUCUCAAAAAAUUAAGCAUACCACGAUUGGAACUGAUGGGAGCUUGGUUACUGCCGCAGUUGGUUGAUUCUGUUAAGUGAGCAAUGUGUAGCGAACAAGUUCUUGAGUGAGUAGUGUUGUGGACAGACAGUAUUACAGUUCUGUAUUGGCUUCAGAAUAAGGGGGAAUGGAAACAAUUUGUUAAGCAUCGUGUUGAUGAAAUUUUGCAAUUAACUAAGGGUAUGGUUUGGAGGCAUUGUCCGGGACCUGACAACCCGGCUGACAUAGGUUCACAGGGAUGUAAGGCCUUGGAGUUGAAGGAAUGUGAUAAGCGGUGGUAUGGUCCACAAUGGUUAGGUAACACUGAAGAAGAAUGGCCAAGAUUCGAUGUGUCGAGGACACAAGAGAGUAAAGAAGAGGAGAAAAUGUCAAAGGUUACAUGUAUGUCUGUCAAUGUUCUGCCUCAACGGGGAAUUACAGGAAUUGUGGAUGUUAAAAGAUUCAGUCAGUUGUCAAGGCUGUUGAAGGUAAGUGCUUGGGUUAUGAGAUUUAUAACUAACAUCAGAGCAUCAGUCAAUAAGAUGGAAAAACGUGAAGGCGAGCUGGUUAGUGAAGAAUUAGUGAACACAGAGGGUAAACUGAUUAAGGCGGCGCAAGAGGAAUUGCACAAUCAAGAUACCUUUCCACAGUUGGUGCAAAGGUUAGGAAUUGUUAAUGAGUAAGGCGUUUUACGGUGCAAAGGUAGAUUAGGGAACUCGGAAUUGGCUUAUGAAGGUUGAGAGCCAAUUAUUCUUCCAAGGGCUGUCAUGAACGGAUCCAUCACAGUGGAGUUAAGAGUACCUUAGCGGAGCUUUGUUCGAAAUUCUGGGUCCCAAAGGGGCGCCAGACCGUCAAGAAGAUUAUAGGAAAGUGUCAAGUUUGCAAGAGAAUGGAAGCUAAGGUUAUUUCUUCUCCACCAAUAGCACAGUUACCAGAGUUUAGAGUGCAUCAGGCGGAGCCAUUCUCAAGAACAGGUGUAGAUUUUGCUGGUCCAUUGUUUGUGAAGGAGAAAGAUGGAGGGUUAGGUAAAGCAUAUAUUGCACUAUUUACAUGUUGUGUUACAAGAGGAUUGCACCUGGAUUUAGUUGAAGAUCUUUCUGCAUCGGUAUUUCGGAGAUGUUUAAGGCGAUUUAUGGCCAAAUAGUAGAAAAAAAAGUGGAGGUUUAAUCUAGCACGUGCCCGGUGAUGGGGAGGUUUUUUGAGCGGAUGGUCGGCAGGAUAAAGAGAUGUUUACGGAAGGUUCUCGGUAAUGCGAGAUUGACAAUGGAUGAGUUGUUGACUGUGUUGUUAGAGGUUGAGGCCAUCUCAACUGUAUGCCGUUGACAUAUGAAUAUGAGAAACUUGGAGGGGAGAUGUUGACACCCUCACAUCUUAUGCAUGGUAGACGAAUUAUUUCAAUGCCAUGUUGGCCUGAUAAUGAUGAUGACGAGGACUGGGGCGAGGUAGAUGUUGGGGCGAGAUUUCGGUAUUUGAGUACAAAACUGAAACACUUCUGGAAUCGUUGGCACAGGGAGUAUUUGUGUGAUUUACGGGAGCAUCACGAUUGCAGGGGCAACAAGAGCAAUGACAGGACAGUUAAGGUAGGUGAAGUGGGGAUUGUCUCCGAAGAAGGUAAGAAGCGUGGCCAGUGGCGUACCGGUAUUGUUGAGAAGUUAGUGGUUGGUCAUGAUAGGGUUGUGCAUGGAGUGAAGAUAAGGAUGAUCAAAGACCGGAAACCUAGUAGAUUGCACAGACCAUUACAAAGGUUAGUACCAUUAGAAAUCAGUUUAGAUCAGGAAACAAAAGUGAAAGGGAAGGAUGAAACCGAGGAGGUUAGGAAGACAGGGAGAGAGCAGUGGCGAUUGAUGCAGAAUGGAAGAAUAAAUUAAUGUUGACUCUGGAUUGAGUCAAGGUGGGGAGUGUGUCAUGUAAUUUCUAUUAAAAUGUAAUAGAUUGUUGUGUUUCGUUGGGACAUACUUUACGUAAGAACAGUAUAAUUUAACUAUGACAGAGAAUGUAAGGGGUCGAAAAGUAGAGUGUUCGCUUGGAAGGUUUAUAUGUUGAAGUGUUCAUAUACAAUGUAAAAAUAUCGGAUUGUACUGAUUGUAAGCAACUGAAUAAAUAGAAAAUACAACUUUGUGUGUAUUAUCGAACUUUCGCAACAAAGACUCGACAUAGAUAAUAUAUGAAGUCAUACGAAAAUAUUGAUAAGUUUGAUUCUUAGAAAAAAUCGUGUGUGAAAAGGUAAAGUGAAAUACCGGCUUUAAAUAUUGCACAUUAUUCAUUAGCAGUUUGAAGAAUUAUGUUGUAUAUACGUAACUCGGUUUGCAAGACGAGGAACUUAUGUAAUUUGGUCGAUCUGAUAUCAAUACAUAAUAUUAUUACGUUUAUAUUUAAAUCAUGUCAUGGCCAUAUUUAGUCUAGACUGCGGAUAUAGCUUUAUUUAUGAAAAAGACAAAAUAUUACGAUAAUAUUUUAACAACUUAAUUAAUGUAAAUUUUGGCUCUGGCACUGUCUGUUCAGCUUAUUUAGUUAAUAUCACAACAUAUUUUGCAACAACGGCUUGUCUGCAAAUGAGUUGAUUACUUUCUCAUAAUCUAGAGUCUUUGUCAAGUCCCGUUCAACAAUAAUAAGCAUUAAUGAAUUUAAACGCUUCUGUCCCAUCAUUGACCUGAGGUUGUUCACAGUUGGUGGAACCAAUGGGAAGUGUUACCAGCGUCUUGUACAUGGUAUACAGUUCUGGAAAUGCAUCUGAGCUUUGGGUAAGUCUCUACGAACGAGAUAUACACUUCCUUCAGUUUUCUAUCAUUAAAGCCAUAAUUAUGUGCAACAUUUUGAAAAGCAUCUGGUGGUAAAUCCUUGCUGGAGUUCAUAUCUUGGAAUCUCUCGGGAUCAAGUAGGGAAAAGUUGGCAAGGAUAGCUUUGUGCGACAAGAAGCGAUCACUAAUUGACACAAUGGCUGUGUCAAUGGCAUAAACGAAUGUUUCCUGACAUUACUGACUGGAUCUUCCUCGAUUUCAUCGUUAGAUAACUCGCCAGGAAGUCGUUUCUUCUUUCUUGUGUGCUUCAAAGCAAAAUCUUGCUCCAGUUCAUGGUCCACACAAAACGUUUUAGCGAGGGCAUGAACUUUGCUGAAUUUCCCACGAAGCUGCUUGAGCUGUGAUUCAGCAGUCUCAAUUAAUCAAAUAGCAGUAAGUAAAUCAAUCUUUUCUGAUUGUAGAUAGAGAAGUAGGAUCAGUUAUAGAAAAUAUCUUGUUGAAAACAUGUGCAGUUAGAACCGUCUCGAUUGAGGUCAACUUUAGCUCCAGGGCUUCAGCGUCGGUGAUGGUCUCGCUGCUCUGAUUUCGAUUGGCAAUCUUUGAGGGUGUCGAUAAAACAUUCAAACAAUUCUCCUUUAUGUGCAAAGAAACAUUUUCUAAAGCUUUCUGGUGGGACCACCACUUUGUCGUCGACACUCUUUGUGGUCAGUGAAUUUGUUGAAUAUUGGAUUCUUUUGCUUCUCCUCAAGAAUGCCGAAGUUGUGAGAAGGCACACGAUUUCUCCAACGCACCAAACAAAGAUUUUGCCGCCAAUGAGGAACCACAAGCCUCCAUUAUAACAAGAUUCAGCACAUGAUCAAAUGUCCAAAUGAACAAACAUUUUGGGUUGACCUGUUGAAAGAGAGUUUUCACUCCUUUGUACUUUCCUGUCAUGACAGAUGCACCAUCAUAGGAUUGUCCGACGGCGUCAUUGAAACCCAGACUACUCUCUUCUAAAAUUUCUUGAAGAGUGUUAAAUAAUCCCUCGGCAGAUGAGUCUUUCACCCGCUGAAUGCUCACUAAUCGCUCAACAAUGUCCAAAGACUUAUUUAAGUAACAGAUAAUAAUCGACAGUUGAUCUGCAUGGGGGAACUGUCUGUAGUGCAAUCAUGGCAAUACUGUACAUUCCCACAGCGUUUAUUUCACCAACAAUGACUUUCUGGAGUUGAUUUCCUAUGCUGUUUAUUAUCUUGUUUUGUAAAUCUGCACUCAUAAAUGAGACAAGAUUUCCCCUGCCACUUCUUGACUUUUUGCCUUUCGUUUUUCCAAUUGGUUUUCUUUUUCUCUUUAAUUUUGAAUUUCUCACUGCUCGUAAAUGAUUGGUUAGUGGUGCGUCCUAUUUUGCAAGAAGAUUGACCAUGCUACGAAAGUUUCCUGUGCAUGUUUCAUCCAACACAUCCUCCUCUGUGAAUAAAGGUUGCUCAUCCACUUCGCGAUGCCCUCUGAAUGCCAUACCUUGCCGAGCUAAACAUAGUGUUAUGUCGGAUCAGUGUUUUCAUCACCUCUCUGUUCUUUCUAACCUUCUUGCCUUGCCGUCUCCACCUUUGAGGCUUCGUUAGAAAGUUGUUCAUUGACGUGAAUGUGGGAACAAAAAUUAAUAAAAUCAACUGUUGCGUCAAUAUGACAUUAAGAUUUUUCGUGCUUUGCAAACUUCUCACUGGCCUCACAAUAACCAAUCUUUGUGAAUGUUUGUUCCUUAUUAUUGCGACAAAAAAAUGCAGAAGUGACAAAAAACUGCAUCUUCUUUUGGUGAAUAUGACAGCCAUUUUCUUUUAAAAUUGUUUUUUCCAACCUUUAUGUGGUACCAGCUUUCGUUGAAAGAACGAUCAUGAGAACCACAUCUUGAUUUGGGAAAUUGUUUCUUGUUCAUUUCAUGUGCUUUUGGCUGAAACGGUCCUCGUGAAAUCAAUCACUUUCUUGUCGCAAGAUCAAGCUUUUCUAUACCGUGUAUGUAUAGGGCCGGAUCGUUCAUGUCUGUGUGGAAUCCGCAAUUUGAUUCAUUAGCCUCUAUAGUUCCCCCUUGUUAGACACGUACAGAACUCAAUUCUUCGCUGUUAAUUUCACGACUUGUUUGGUUAGCCAAUUGGUCUACAGUUUCCUCUGCUUCGACAGAAUUCAAUUCUUCUCUGUUAAUUUUGCAAUGUGCUUCCUUGGCAAAUCUGUUGACUGUUUCUUCUACAUCGAUGGAAUACAAUGCCACUUCUGCACUAGCUGUAUUGUUGUCAACCGAGUCAACAGACUCCUGAAAUUUGGGACAAGCUGGCGGAUUUUUGCUUUUGUCGGCUUUCUUGUAGCUAUUACGACAACGCAGAGUAAUGGUUAUAUACAUUUACCACUGGGUUACAAAGGCUAUGAAGGGAUCGAUCCGACUAUCAAUGAGGAGUGCAUCUGUCUACGGAAAAAGUUGUUUUGCUUUGGUGAUCACAUACUAAUCUGGGGAGAAGGUAAGGAAAAUGGGCCCUUUGGCAGUUUUGCCCCACCACUGAAGAAUCCUUAAAAAAUGCACUGCAUAAUCAUGUUCUAUUUUACUGUAUAAAUACUUAUCAUUUAUAGACCCAGAGCGAGGGGGAUUCAGCGUAAUAUUUCCCGAAGUGAUGAUAUUUUCCGAGGGGCUUUGCCCCGAGGAAAAUAUCAUCAUUGAGGGAAAUAUCGCCGAAUCCGCUGAGCGGAGGGUCUAUAAAUGAUAUAUUAUACUGAACAAAAACCCAUAAAAUGCAGAGAAAAUACAUUUAAUAAACAAUGAUAAUUUACAACAACGUUAAAAAUGCUUCAAUCAAACUGAAAUUCAUAAUUCAUCCAUGCAAUGUUUAGCCAAAAUAAUUUAUAUUGAUUGUGCAGCCUUCAAAUUUAUUGUUUUUAAAUAUAUCCUUUGAAGUCAACAAUACGGGAGAAAGGACUGUAUUCAUGACUUGGUUAAGCUGGGGAGUGGAGGGAAUAUCAAUAUCGUCGAGCAGUGCUAGUAAUCUUUCAGGAGAAGUUAGACAUUCGUUUGCUGGGACGGUAUCAACUGUGUCAGCAUUGUUAGUCAUGGGCAACAUCAAUGCAUUAGACAUGUCUCUACUCUGAUCUACAAACACGUUUUUGAAGAAUAUGAUCUAAUGCUGGCUUCAUUCUUAUGUCCUGAAAUCACCAUAAUAUGUCCUGCUUCAUGGCCUAUAUAUUAAAGUAAUUUAGUAGAAUAUAAACAAAAACUUAAAUUGAAAAAGUCUGUUUUUCCAGCAUAAAAAUACAAAUGUACCUGCUUCGUCCAGUACUGUUACAGCAGUUGAUCGUAUUGAAUGAUUUGUGUAUCGUUGAGACAACUGUCCUUGUCGUGAAAUUUUACUCAUCAUUGUUCCUAGUGUAUUUUUCCUGAGUAGAGCUUUGUAGUACCAACUUUCAUUGUCGGGAUAAAAUGAAUCAAGAGGUCUUUGCCACAGUGCCAGUAUUCCUUUGUAUAGUUUACUAAGGUACUUCAAGAAUGAUUCAACUGGGCAGGUAGGUUUUCCUGAAAAAAUUUCCAAAUGCCAGUAAUCAAUAUUAGAACUGAACAAGCAUUCAUACAAAACAGAGAGAUUUUAUACAACAUUCAUAAACAAAACAUAUCUGCUUGCUCAUACAUUCACCCUUGUGAUACAGCACCUGUUGUUAAAUCACAAGGUUUUUAUCAAGCUCACCAACUUUUUGAAAUAUGUAUCGUUUUCCAGCGCUGUCAACUGUGAGUUCGAAUGUUUCUUUUGUCAUUGUUCUCAAAUUUUCCUGCCCUCUUCUGCACCUGAAAUACAUAACUUUGAACCAAACUUUAUUAAGCAAUCCAUUUGGCAUGUGAAUAUCAAAAACAAUCGUUCCAACCGCUGUAAAAUUUGGCCAUAUCAACUUUCGUUAUAGGUAUGUGAUGCUGUACUGUAGCGAGACCUUGACGACGUAAAUCGGUGACUGAAGCUUUGAAAACCUUCGUACUACAAGUGAACGAUCUGUCGUUGACAAUAUCAAUGCCCAAUCGGUCCAAAUAAUGUCUCCUUAGUCUGUUUCUUAAUAUUUGUAAAGCACUAGCUUUGUAUUUGGUCCCGUCUUUCCUUUUUGCAUUUGCAAAAAACUUUGCCAAGCUUUUAUUGAGGCUUUCUAUAUUCUGCUUGGCUUUCUCAAAGUCUUCAAUCUCGCCGUGGAAAGCACAAACUGCAAACUUUGUUGAUUUUUUGGUGUUUUUUUGCAUCUUUGUUUUCAAGUAUAUUUAUUUCUUUGUCCGAGUCUUGCUCUCCCGCCAUUUUCCAUAGCUAUGCUAAGUGUGUGUUGUCCACGCUUCACGCGUGAGCGUGGGAUACUAUAAUAUCCCACGGUGGAUCUGCUGUGGGAUAUUAUAGUAUCCCAUGCUGGAUUGCAAAAAUCAUGAAUUUGAGUGAAAUACCGUAAAAAGUCAUGGUGGUACAAAUGCCGUUUUUUCAUUGGACAAUUUGAAUUUGAGGUAUAAUAUUGUUGUAUGUCAUGUAUAAAUAAUCCGAUGUAUAGUCAUGCAUAUGUUGUAUUUUACAAGUUCUUCCAGUCGCGGGUCUGAUUCAACUGCAUGAUUGCCCAACUGUUGGCAGACACACUUGGCCCUGAUGAUAGUAGUGACGAUGAUUGAUUCGACAGCAUGAUUGCCCAACUGUUUGCCCAAUUGAUUUGCCCAAUCAUGCCCAAAUCAAUUGGGCAUGAUUGCCCAAUUGAUUCGACAGCAUGAUUGCCCAACUGUUGGCAGACACACUUGACCCUGAUGAUAGUAGUGAUGAUGAUAGUGUUGCUGCUUCAGAAAAAGGGCAAACUUCUAAAGGUAUUGAGAAAGUAGAAAAAUUUUCACUCUGCAGACCGGCCGGAGCCUGAAUUUCUAGCAGCCAGUUCGCGGGAAGAGACUUCCGAGUUCAGACUUUCGGUUACUGAACAUUCUUAUGACUUGAGUUCAAACUGAGCUGUAGUUACAGAGAGAUUAUUUUCAUUCAGUAUUUAGCUAUUUACCAUUUAAGCAAAUCAUGACAAGUGCAUCUAUGUCAAAACGGUAAGCUUAAAUAAUAUAAUUUCACAAGUACUCAGUCAGUUUUGUAAAGCAUGUGUAGCAGUGCAUGAUCAUUAAACAUUUUCCUUUUUAUGUUUCUUUGCAUGUAUUUUUGUAUUAACAGUAGAAAUUCUUGGUGUUGACGAACAGGUUCUCGAAUAUACAUUUUCACAUUUACAAGUUGGGCUGGAACAUGAAGGGGUUGAAAAGGGAACAUUUGAUUCACAGUUGUUUUCAUCAAGGCUAUUCUUACAACGAAAUUGUGUUUAGGCCAAAGUAAAAAAUUCCCAAUUUCUCAUCAGACGUUUUUUAAAAUGCAAAUGCAGCGGGCUGUUUCUAUUUUUAUAUUUUAUAUUAAACAACCAGUUAUUUUUUAACAACAGAACUUAAAUUGUUUAAUAAAAACCACUAUUCUACCAUGUAUAUUUAUCUAAAAUAUAGUAUUUAUAAAAAAAACAUGAAGUUGGUGGCCAUUUGCAUAAAAUAUUACACUGCUGAAAACCCACCGCUAUAAAUAUUUCAUGUAAUUGUUAUUUCUAAAAAAAAAAAAUGCGGCAGGGCUAUUUCCUAAUGCGUGCACUGAUGAGAAACCAGGAUUUUUUUACUUGGCCUUACAUUGUUCAGAAUUCAUGGUAUUUCAAUGUGUGGUAGACAAUUAAAAAGAAUACUAGCUCGCUUAGGACUAAAGCAAAUGUUUAGUCUUAAUAAUUGCUCACCUUUAGAAGAGAUCUAGUUUCAUAUUAAUCUAGAUUAAUAUAAAACUAAUUUGUCGUAUCUCUGAGGAUAGUUCUGAAAUUUAGAAGAGAUCGUUGAGACAAUUUUAAAAGAAAUUGAAAACAGUGGGCAGUGCAUUGGGUGCUGAUGUGGAGAAAAUUGGUGUGCUGUUACAACUUAAAUGAUAAAAGAGAUACUCUCCUUAAUUUUCCGACCGUGUUCGAAAAGAUUGUUUUAAGGAAGGGAACACCCUGACAUUUAGCAAAGCCAGGGAAAUGGCAAAAACCGAUGAGUCGGCAGAAAGACAACUGCAAUUAAUGAAUGCUAGUGAAGUAAAUAACAUUGCAUCAAUUAGGGACAAAAGAUAUCAAAACCGAAGAAAUCAAGUUAGACAUAACCCUAGGUCUGGGCAACAGUGUAGGAACUGCGGUCGGGGAUCACAUUCUCAAGAUCAGUGUCCUGCCAAAAACAUGACAUGCCACUACUGUCAGAAAGUAGGACACUUUGCUAAAGUAUGUUUGGCAAAGUUAAGGAAUAAGAAUGUACAUGAAGUUGAAGCCCUUGCUGAUAAUAUACAACAAAAUCAGCUGCAAUCACCUCGUGUGGGAGAGGAACAAUUUGUAUUCCUAGGACCAAUUGUUGCCACACCUUUGGCUGCUCAAGUGCAUAGUGUGUCAUGCAAGGAGAAAGCAUUAUUAGAAGUUUCUAUUUCCCUGAAUAAUGAAGGGAUGCAAUCGCAUGUUGUAUGCAAAAUAGAUUCUGGUGCCGAGACAAAUAUUUUGCCCAUGUCCAUAUAUCAACAGUUGAAACAUGAAUCACAUAAGUUAGGAAAGCCUACAAUGAAAUUGACGGCUUAUGGUGGGGCUGAACUACCAAACCUGGGAUCAUGCUUUGUCUUUGUAAAGGUACCGGAUAUCCAGAAAUUAUGGAAAAUCCAGGUGCAAGUUGUUGAUGUUAAUGGCCCUAUGAUAAUUGGCAAUAAGUCUGCACAAAAUUUGGGUCUCUUAAAGCUCAAUUGGGCCAUUUAUGUUGGGAAUCAUGAUAAUAGCUUCAACAGACACAUCAGUAACACCAGUGCCACCACCAGUAACCAACCCAGCAGUAACCAUCAACCACCAGUAUCAACAACCAUGUCUCAUCCACCAUUAUCGACCGCCAGACCACCACCUAAAGUAUCGGCCAAGCAACUCAACAGUACAACUAGCCCCCUUGAUGAUAACCCUCCAGAUGUGCGGGGGAAACGUCCUUUUCCACUAACCAAAGAGUAUCUUUUAGAGGAGUACUCGGAUGUGUUUACAGGAGUCGGUUGUUUUCCUGGAGAUCCAUACCAUAUUGAAAUGAUUCCUGAUGCAGUUCCUGUACAACAUGCCCCCAGACAAGUGCCAAUUCAAUUGCAAACACCAUACAAAGAUGAGCUGGACAAGUUAGUAGAGUCUGGGAUUUUAAGCGAAGUCCAGAAUGAAUAUACCCCAUGGGUCAAUUCAACCGUAGUUACACAAAAGCCCAAUGGAACCAUUCGCCUAUGUUUGGAUCCUCGCGAUCUUAACAAAGUGAUCAAGCGGAACCCAUACUAUGUCAGAACCAUAGAUGAUGUCAUACCAAAAGUCAGUGGUGCAACCCACUUCAGUAUCCUAGAUGCACGUUGUGGAUAUUGGCAAGUCGAACUCGACGAAGAGAGCAGUCGUCUGUGCACUUUCAACACCCCAUGGGGCAAGUACAGAUGGAACAGAGUCCCAUUUGGACUCACCUGCAGUGGUGAUAUAUUCCAAGAAAAGAUGGAUGCGACUUUUGGUAAAUUAGAUGGCUUAAGUGGGAUUGCAGAUGACACCUUCAUCUAUGGAAAGAAUGAAGCUGAGCACGAUCAACGCAUAAUCGACGUCCUUGAAACCGCAAGAAAGAACAAUGUACGAUUCAACCCAGAUAAAUUUCAGUUUAAAGUAGAAGAAGCAUCGUUUUUUGGGCUAACGUGGACCCCUGGUGGAAUUAAACCCGACGAACAUAAGAUCAAAUCUAUUAGAGACAUGCCCAGCCCAAGUAAUUUAACAGAGCUGCAAUCGUUUUUGGGAAUGGUGAACUACUUGAACAGAUUUUCUCCAAUCUUAUCCCAGAUAUCAUUGCCUUUGCGACAGAUGACGAAAAAAGAUGUACCAUUUAUGUGGCAACCAGAGCAGCAACAAGCUUUCCAAGAGUUGAAGCAAGUAAUUACAGAAGCUCCAGUUCUAUCCUAUUACAAUCCUGAGAAGAAAAAUUUGAUCCAGUCAGAUGCAAGUUUAAAAGGAAUUGGGUGUGUGUUGAUGCAAGAUGGUAAGCCAGUAUGCUAUGCAAGUCGGUCACUGAGCGAAACCGAGUCACGGUACAGCAAUAUUGAGCGAGAACUGUUGGCUGCCUGCUGGUCCCUGGAGAAAUUUAAUCAUUAUGUGUUUGGCAAGAAGGUGGUAAUCGAGACAGACCACAAACCGUUAGAAAGCAUAUGGAAGAAGAGUAUCACUAGUGCAUCGCCUCGCCUACAGAGACUUCUCCUGAGAAUGUCGAAGUAUGAUGUUGAUCUACGAUAUAUCGAGGGCAAGAAGAAUGUAAUCGCGGACGCCUUGUCCCGAGUCAGCUGCAUGGAGCCACCUGUAGAUGGAAAUGAAGUGCCGUUGAUAGAAAUCAAUGAAAUUUCGAGUACAUUACCAGCAAGUCCAACAAAAUUGGACGAAAUACGGGAGCAAACAAGACAAGAUGCUACCUUGGAUCACUUGAAAGAAGUUAUACACCACGGAUGGCCUGAGUAUCCUAGCCAGUGUCCUUCUGACUUGAAGGAAUUUUGGAACUUUCGCGAAGAUCUUAGUGUUGAAAACGGCUUGGUACUGAAACGACAUCGUCUUGUGAUUCCAAGCAAACUCCGUCAACAGAUGUUACAAAUUGUGCAUCAGGGCCAUAUGGGCACAGAGAAAUGCCUUCUGAAGGCGAAAGACUGCUUGUUUUGGCCUGGGAUUUCGAAUGAUAUUAAGAAGAUGACAACUACUUGUUCCACCUGUUUGCAAUACUCGAAACAGCAAUCGAAAGAACCGCUACACCCUCAUAACGUUCCAAGUUUUCCCUGGCAAAAGGUUGGAACAGACCUUCUUGAGUACAAAGGAGCACAAUACCUGCUGGUAGCAGAUUAUUACAGUAAAUAUCCAAUUUUACGAAAGUUGAAUGGAACGACAUCAAAUGCUGUCAUCAACCAAUUAAAGUCAAUAUUUGCAGAAUAUGGAAUACCUGAAACGCUAGUAUCAGACAAUGGCCCACAAUAUAGCAGUCGAGAGUUUUCAACCUUCUGUAGCCAUUGGGGCAUUGGCCAUAGUACAAGCUCACCACUGUAUCCUCGAAGUAACGGUUUUGUAGAACGAAUGGUUCAAACUGUAAAGAACUUACUAUGCAAGUCGGAAGCUGCAGGUGAAGACCCAUAUCUUGCAUUACUUACAUAUCGGACAACACCCGUAGACAACAACUUACCGUCACCAGCCAAGCUACUAAAUCAACGAGAAUAUCGGACAUUAUUACCUUGUAGCGGAAGGCUACAACGAUGCCAAACAACGCCAGCAAAUCAAGAACAGCUUCAGCUGCGUCAAGAUGUUCAGAAACGUCAGCAUGAUGUGAACUCUCCACGUGUGUUGUCUAAGCUGCUACCAGAGCAGAAAGUGGUGGUAUUCCAGCCUCGAAAGAAAACGUGGACUCCAGGAAAGGUCAUUCAAGAAUCAAACAAGCCAAGAUCGUAUGUGGUUGAAACACCCAACGGGGGCGAAGUUCGACGUAACAGGAUACACCUAAAACCUGUAAGCGAGGACGGCAGACAACCAGAAAUAGACCAUAUGACGAGCGGGCAAGACUGUUCAAGUUCUAGUUUACAAGAAAAGAUUCGUACCAGUGAACCUAACCUGGAAACAGCAAACAAAAGCAGAAAACCAGAAACAGACAUAUCAGGUGAUGAUCACCCUGUGACAACCAGAAGUGGCCGUAUUAUAAAGAAGCCAACUAGAUUGAAUUUAUAAGACUGUAUAAACUUUCGGACACGAAGGACCAAAACAAGAAAAAAAAAUACUAAACUUAGUAGGUAAUUUCGAUAAAUAUAUGUAAUCAUACUUUAGGGAAGAGAUGUAAUAUUAUUAUAGGCAUAAUUUAUGUUAUAAAUUAUAGAGUAAUUAGGUAUUAAUUAUGGACACAUCCGGGUAAUGGAUUACUAUAUAAACAAGAACGAACUUAGAUAUUAGGUUAUAUCAAAAUACGUACACACUUGUAUCGAUCGAAAGUUAGUGAUUAACAAUACUUUUACAAGAUCAAUAGAGCAAAAUUUAAACACGUUCACUCCUUUGCCGCCAUGUUCCAAAAAACAACAAAAUUUACUAUUUUUUCGCAAAGCAUCACGGUAUUUUUGAUCGCGAGUUUCUCAAUUUUUAAAAAAAUCUCCUCUUAAACAUACUUACCCUACCAAUGACGUCACACGUUGUGCUGAAUCAGCAAUUUAUAUUUUGCACAUUUUUGCGUAUAACUUCGGAACCAGACGAGACAGAAUAGAGCAGUAAACGGCCAAUCGGCUUAUUUUUUCAUGCUCUUUCAGAUAAAACAAUAAAACCCAAGCUCGGGCGGCCCUCACAAUUGCCCUGGUUCAGGCUGUUGAGCUGCGUCGGAAUUCCAACGCAGAGGCUUGGUCGCAUAUCAUAUGUAUUGCUCCUUAAAAACAUGGCGACCGCAAUGAAUGCAACUCUACGAGGAAGCCAAGAAGCAAUAUAUUUUGCACUUGCAACAGCAAAUAAUACUUAAAGAAAGAGCAGAAAGAAGCUAUUCGUCAAAUAGUGAAUGGAAGGGAUGCUAAAUCGUUGAUAUACCAACUUUUACCUUCCAUGUUCGACUACAUUAAUUCGAGAAAAAAAAUUCUGCCGUGUGGCCAGAAACAAUUGUGAUCGUGAUUUCCCCGUAAAAUGCACUGAUGGGCGACCAAAUAGAGAAGCUAAAAACUGACAUGGGUGUUAAGGUAGUUGUUUUACGCCAUGACGAUCACGAUCAAGAAAUGAAAGGUGUGUAUAAAAAUAUAAAAUACUUCAUUUUGUUAUUGGUUAGCACUGUUUUCCAUCCAGCAAACUGACCUGACGUCAUUUUUGAAAGAUAGAAGAGGUGUUAAAUGGCUAUGUAACUAACUCAAACCCCACCCCUACUGGGGUCGGCUAUUUUGCGAGCUGCGAGUUGCGAGCUGCGAGUUGCGAGUCGCUAGCCUCGCUUUGAAUUAGGCUUUGAAAGUAUAUUAAUAUGGACGACAUGGAAGGCAAAGUCGAAGGGUUUUUUGUUUCAUAAGUAUUAAUGACCUUCGAAGUUAAGUUCCCUGUAACUAAAUUCGUUUCAACACGUUUUCCGUGCACUUUAAGCCGGUUUUCCACUUCAACCGUAUCGUAGCGAAGCGUAUUUCUUUGUUUCCUGAGCACUAGAGUGGAACUAAUGACUUCGACACAAAAGACAAUGCUACGAUACGGUCGAGAUGAAAAUCGACCUUUACUUGUUUGUUUACUUUGUUAGAUCCAUCGGUACGUAUGUUCAAGAAUUAAAAUAGUUAUAUUGAAAAUAAAAGUGCAAGUUUUAAGUCGUUUUAAUUAACUUUCAAUUAUAAUUUUCAUGUACAAUUUGUGCAUUUUUAAUAUGCUCGUACGAUUACAAUGCAUUCUAAACUCCCAGAGGUAAUGAAGUUUGGGUGUUAACAACAAAAAGGUGAUUUCUAAAGUGUCACUUUUUUUAAGACACCCUGUAUAUUUCAUAAUACUAGAAAAUACAUGCAUGCAGAAACCCUCGCCUUGCUGACAAAACCAUUGUAUUUUCCGAACAUGAUGUAUCUAAAGUAGUUGUCAUGGUAACGCGAUAAUUUUUUAAGAAUAUUCUUACAAAUGAAAAAUCGCCUAAAAAUAUCACUUUUAAUUACAAAAUUGUCAAUUUCCCAACAUAUAUAUGUUAGGAAUGUUAUUAUAC
Paramuricea clavata is the source of this 54246-nucleotide messenger RNA. NCBI's taxonomy places the organism in Eukaryota, Metazoa, Cnidaria, Anthozoa, Malacalcyonacea, Plexauridae. The record is from the annotation of a GenBank genome assembly.